Molecule: messenger RNA, 49746 nt
Organism: Podarcis lilfordi (Lilford's wall lizard)
Lineage: Eukaryota; Metazoa; Chordata; Lepidosauria; Squamata; Lacertidae
Source: the annotation of a GenBank genome assembly
AUGAAAACCAGCAAGGUCUAUAAGCUCGUCAUUCACAAGAAAGGCUUUGGAAGCAGCGGUCAGUAGCCAUGGAGGUGGUGGAAAUACCCUCAGGGCUCUUUGUGUAAAAAGUGCAAUAGAAUAAUCUCUAUUGAAAUAAAUUCUUUGCUGUCUGGAAAUGCUGCAGGUAAACAGCAUUACAGUAAAACAGCCUUACAGAUUUAUAACCCCACCUCCCUAAUUUCUUCCCCCUUUCAGAUGAUGAGCUUGUGGUGAACCCCAAAGUAUUUCUUCAGAUCAAGCUGGGAGACAUUGUGGAAAUUGCACACCCUAAUGAUGAAUACAGGUGAAUCCUUUUGUAUUUGGGCUUUUGCAUGCAGCAAUUUGGGGGCAUGAUGCAGGAAAAGGGGCCAUCUUUGCAGACUCCGCCAAAUGGUUGGCAGCUUUGAGGUAGGUUUGAUGAAGGCCUCUAGCUUGACAAAACUAAAGUUGACAUUUGUGAAGGAGUACCGCAUGUGUACCGCAUGUACAGUGGUACCUCCGGUUGUGAACGGGAUCUGUUUCAGAGGUCUGGCCGGAUCCCGAGGUUUUCACAACCCGAGGGUCACUGUCCUGUGCAUGCAUGUGGCGAUACCUGGUCUGAUACUUCCGGGUUUGCCGCUUUCGUAACGUGAAGUUUACGUAACCAGAGGGUUACGUAACCCUAGGUGCUACUGUAUUUAGUUGGUUACAGAUGCUGGCUGUUACCCUGCUGUGUUUGGCAUUGAGGUAAGAAGCUCCAACUCGAUGGGGCAGGAUGGUAUGUUAGCUAUUACUCCAAGAUUACUAGGACACAUUCAGCUAGACAAUACAUAUUAGAAUUAGUCUUAACGUCUUUCCACCUCUUGGUCAUGUCUUUCACUAUACAGUGAAGUAUUUGAAUGUUGAUCUAUGUCUCUUGCUGGCUCAAUGGGAAACGUGUACUUGGAGGGGGGUUGUUUUGUGUGACCACCUUUAGCUGUUGUUGCUGUAUGUUUUUAAUAUUUGUUUAUUAUGUAAGUUGACUUGAUGCCUUUGUGUAGAAGGUAAUACAUAAAGUUAUUCUAUAUUUUUUAAAGUUAUGCUGUGCUUUGUAAGUGCACAGAAGACAUCAUGCACCAGUUCCUUUAAACUCCUGACCACUAGAGGUUCUGGCUUCAUAAAGAACCUUGGCCACAUCUCCUAAACCAUGAUGGACAGAGUGUUAAAAGCAUGGUCUUGCUUGGGUGGAGAUUCAUGUGCUUGGUUGUUGUUUUCCCUGGGAGGGAUUUGACUGCUGCCCUACCUUGUGCAAUAGAAGAAUGUCCCACUUCUAAUCCAGGAGUUUACCAGGCCUAUGGAGACACAAGAGUGUUCAAGCCAGCCACCUUGUGGUUUUGGCAUUCUUACUACUUCCUAGCCUCCUCCUUCCCAAAUCAAUUUAGCUUCUGGUUGCACAAUGCGAAUCUUGAAUUAAAAGUGUAAGGGAAAUGCUGAUCUCUUGAAGCAGCUAUGAUGCCCUCCUUGGACGUCAGUGUGGUAGGGUUUAGGGGAUACAUUAGAACAUCUCAGCUUCUUAGAGUAUGUUGUAGAGGCCCAAUUCAUGCAGCUGUUUAUCUCUCUUAUGUUCCAGCCCUUUGCUCCUGCAAGUGAAGUCACUUAAGGAGGAUUUACAGAAAGGUAGGGAUUUUCUGAUCUUUAUUUGCGUGCACCUUAAUGAGUGCAGUAUAAUCAGCCAAUAGUGUUGUCUGCUGUCAAACAGCUCUCCAUCUAGGGAGUGACAAGGUCUCUGUGAGAUCCAGCAUGAAGUCUUUGCUGAGGUAACUCAGUUGGAAGCCACCUUCUCUCAAUCACCUAGGAUUUCCUUCUUUUCGCAGAAACCAUAAGUGUAGAUCAGACUGUGGCACAGGUGUUCCGACUGAGACCCUACCAGGAUGUCCAUGUGAACGUUGUUGACCCAAAGGUAUUUGUGGCACUGCACCCUUUGCCCUGGGGCAUUUCCACCUGGUCUGAUUUCUAAGCAUGUGGGGAUUGUCUCCCAGCCCGAGUUGCAAAAGCAGGUUAAUCUGCUCUGUGGAGGCAUUGAAAAACUUUUGCAAAGUUGCAUUCUGCUGGUGUUCAGCAAUUCUAGCAGGAGAGUAGCAGAUCUCGGACUAUGGCUGUAUACUCCUUGCUGUAGGGCAGCCUGCCUUAGAUGGAUGCCUUUACAUGCUCUGAGUACUUUAACAAGCUGCCUACUCAAUUACAGGUGGUUUACAUAAAAUAUGAUCCAAAAUAUAAACAGACUAUACAAAUAGCGGGCAUAAUAAAGUCAUCAAAAUACAGUCAAAACUAACUGUUUUAAAAACUAGUAUACCUAAGCUUAGCAGUUCUGCAAUGGGGAUCAUAUAUGCAGGUGUUUAUCUGUUAUAAAGCUUAUUUUCUUUCAUUAUUUUUUUUUGUAAACUGCUUUGAGGUUGUUGGAGUUUUUUAAUCAAGCGCUGUAUAAUAAAUUUUCUGAAAUAAAUAAUAAUAAAUAAUUUUUUUGUCAAGAAAUGAAAAGUUCUCUUCAGCUAGGUGGGGAGAUCAGGGGAGCUUGUGCUUGUAAUCAGGAGCCUACAGAUUUCAGCGCCAGGCCUCCACAGGAGCAGAAUGGGGCUCUCAAACACCUAAGCCAUCAAGCUUCUCUGCUCCCCUCCUCUUUAGGAAGUGACCCUUGAUCUGGUGGAGCUGACGUUCAAGGAUCAGUACAUCGGGCGUGGGGACAUGUGGCGACUGAAGAAGAGUUUGGUGAGGCCCUGCGUCUGAUCUGGGAGGGAAAGUGCUCUUUGUUCAUUCUCAGAUUGUGAUGGACUCGACUUGGGGAUCUGAGGCUGCUGCUCUGUGCAUAAACUGGACAAAUACUGACAUUCAAAUUUGUUACAGGACUGGGGCAAUGGGAGAGAACUGUGAGGGUCAAAUGGGGUGGGGAAUACGGCCCCCUGAGUUCUUUGUCUGGCCCUCAGAACCCCACCCUAGCCACGCCACUUUCCCAAGCUGCACACUUCACCAGCCCUGCCUGGCUUGAAUGUGUCAUUGAACUGUUAUAAUGUGCCUUCCUUGCCUACAUGGAGAGGGAUGUGGGUGUAGAAACCUCCGGAUUUGGCAUGGCAGAAAUGUGGCCUGCUGUACGAAUGAGAGAAUCGCAACUACUGCUCUGCCUACUUUUGUAUUUGGCCCCACUCUACUCCCAAUCACUGGCAUGUAGCCCUCAGGCAGUAAAAGGUUCUCACCAGUAGUGUAGAACAUGGGAUGUUUUUUGGUUAGGGUCUGAGAGGAUGGCAAAGAGAGGUGGGUUCUGGGCUGAAAUAAGAUGUGGUAGGAAUAGAGGGCAAGCAGAUGAGGCGAUAGUGGAUGAGAGCUUAUGGGCCUUUCAUAAGCAUGUUUACAAAUGCAGCCGUGAGUGCUAGAAACCAGUUCCACCCCCCUCUCUGAUGUGCUCAGGGGUAAGAGGUAUGAAGAACAGUUGUCUUCUGCAAAUUCACACUGCCUUGAGUUCUCAUUCCCUCUCUUUUUCUCUUUUAAACCAAAUGCCUGCUAGGUUGGCACAUGUGCCUAUGUCACUCAGAAGGUGGAAUUUGCAGGUAUUCGGUGAGUAUCCAGCCACACCCCACACAUACCCUUUGCUCCCUCUCCACAUCUCUCUCUCGCUCUCUCGGAAGUGCUUUCUUUAGAAAUCUGACUGUGCAGGCAAUGGUUAUGUUGCCCCCAAAGUAAUAACACAGAACCGUAGAAUUCUAGAGUUCAAAGGGACUUCUGGAGGUCCUCUGUCCCAACUCCCUGCUUGGUGCAGGAGCCUUGCAAAUACAGCAUGUGCGGGGAACUUUUGGUCCUCCAGAUGUUGUUGAACUACAAUUCCCAUCAGCCCCAGCAAGUGAUGACAGAGGACCUCCAACAUCUCUUCCAGCUCUAGAAUUUUGUGGUUUCAGUUUUGAGGUUUUAAUAAUAAGCAGAGCUGUUUGUAUGCACCAGAUAAAUUGAUUAAUUGAAAUUGAAAUAAUUGAAAUAUUUUAUUGUCACUUGUACAACUUGUAUACAGUGAGAUUACACGAGCACCCCCCACUCAGCUCUCUUAGUCUUAAUUCCCCUUGUUUACUGAUGCACACCCACCAAACCUGAAAGUCAGUUGCCCUGUUGUUAUCUUUUCAUUCAGCAGCCUAACAGCCCGCAGAUAGAAGCUGUUCUUUACCCUGUUGGUGUGACUAAUCAUGCUUCUAUGUUUUCUGCUUUAAUCAGGCUGAUGAUACCAUCAAGUUAAACAUUGAGUUGCAGCUCUAGUAAUAGUAUUUUGGAAAUCAAUGCAAACAUGCCCUUGAGGAGCUCUUGAGACUCAUGCUUCUUCCAGGAAGUUUUUAGUGUUUGAUGUUCUAUUGUGUUUUUACUAUUUUUUGUUGGGAGCUGCCCAGAGUGGCUGGGGCAACCCCGUCAGAUGGGUGGCAUAUAAAUAACUUAUGAUGAUGGUGAUGCACCUAAAAGGGCAUUUCCUUUUUUGUUAACCCAAAGCCCAGGGACAGGGGUUAGUCCUGGCGCUGUCCCCUCCCGCCAAUACAGCCCAGCCGGUAGCAACCCCAGUUUUCAUGUCCACUGUUUCGGAAUGUGAUAACUGAUUCUUUUUGGCUUGCUUCUAGGGCUCAAGCAGGUGAACUUUGGGUCAAAAGUGAGAAGGUCACGUGUGGCUACAUCAGUGAAGACACCCGGGUAGGCCUCUUUAUUCCCCACCCCAGAGUUUUCUCUCUCCCCUUUUCAAGCGUUUGUUCUACACUAUCAAGCAGCAGCUAGAGCAGUAGUUUUUACUGUUUGUGUGUCUCUUGCAGGUUGUCUUCCGCUCAACCUCCGCCAUGGUAUAUAUCUUCAUCCAGAUGAGCUGUGAAAUGUGGGAUUUUGACAUCUACGGUAUGGAGAAAUAGGAGCCUUCCUGGAAAUCUGCCCGUCCCAUACCUACUGUUAGCACUGUGCCUCCAUGAGAGCUCAUCCCACUCCCACAUGGCUUGUUCUAACCUAGAUUUGGUCGACAAGCAAUGAGUUGUCUCUUGUGACCGGUCAACCAUGGUUUGUUACUGCAAACCUUGGUUUGUUUUCCAGUUGCCUUGUGACACAGGCAUCUUGGGUGGGUGUGUCCAAACAACUCUUGUGGUUUGUGAGGCCGAGCUCCAUUUGCUCUGAUGAACCGGCUUCCACUGCAAGUACGGCCCCUCCCCUGUUGAGUAAACACCUGGUGGGAGGAGCGCGGGUUGCAGUAUCAAUGCUCCUUUGAACAGAAAUCACUCUUAGUCUCUCUCUUCCCCCCUCCCCCCGUUUUAUUACUCUUCCCUUUGCAGGGGACCUUUACUUUGAGAAAGCUGUGAAUGGUUUCCUCGCUGAUCUCUUCACCAAGUGGAAGGUAACUUUCUGUGUCUUCGGCUGUAGCAAUGGAAUAAAGGUGUGCUUUUUAUUUUGUGACCUUGGCUCAUAUUCAGACCCACUUGCAACUGGGGUAAGGAAGUGUUCCUUACCCUCAAUAGAUAUUUGAGCUUCCCCAAAUGUAGAUACAGUGGUGCCCCGCAAGACGAAUGCCUCGCAAGACGAAAAACUCGCUAGACGAAAGAGUUUUCCGUUUUUUGAGUCGUUCCGCAAGACAAAUUUCCCUAUGGGCUUGCUUCGCAAGACGAAACGUCUUGCGAGUUCUUGCGAGUUUGUUUCCUUUUUCUUAAAGCCGCUAAGCCAUUAAUAGCCGCUAAGCCGCUAAUAGCCGUGCUUCGCAAGACGAAAAAACCGCAAGACGAAGAGACUCGCGGAACGGAUUAAUUUCGUCUUGCGAGGCACCACUGUAAAACAUAACCCAGAUAGGAGGUUCCUUGGUGGAAGUUGCUGCCUGGUUAUGGGACAAUUGGAUCCAAAGGAGGGAGGGAAAAGGAACCUGGGGAGUCCACAGGAUGCUGUAAUGCAGGGAACUCCAAUGUGAAGAUUACCUAGACAUGAUAUACUCCCAGCUCCCAUCAGCUGCAGUCAAUGACUAAGCAUGAUGGGAGUUGUAGUCCCCUAUCAUCUGGGUGGCUUCAGGUUGGCAACCUCAGCUUGCAGGACCUUGGAGGUACGUAGCAUAGCAAAUUAUGUUUGCCCACUUGCUUAAUUUUUUUUUAAUGGAGAAUUGUAGCAGUUCUUCCAAAGAGACUUUGGAUAAGUGACUUUCAAGUAAACGAAGAGCCAUAACAUUAGAAGGUAAAGAGAAGUCCAGUCCUGUCUUGACAUUUGUCAGGUUUCUGAAUAGAUACUGAAUAGACUGAGUUUUUAUUGCAUGAUCAUUGCUGGAUUUCCUCUGUAAAGCAAAUAUUAAAUAGCCUCAUUUAGUGGCUGUAAUGCUUUUACAUUUUUCAGGCAUGAGAUGAGGGUUGCCUUCCAUUCAGCUUUCUAGAGAAGAAGCUGUAAUUGAGUUUGGGGGUGAGAGUUGUCCUCUGUGUGCUUGGAAAUGCCCUUCCCCUGGUAACAUUCUCCUUAAAAAGGUAUUCAUAAAGCCUUAGGUUAUGUCAGGAGGUGUUCGACAUGGUGUCCUCAUGGUUAGGUCAUUCUUCAUUGAGACCAAGACCGAAGCAGCAUCACCAUUGAUUGAAGCAGCUGUUUGUGUGUAUGUGCAUGCGCAUGCAAGGGGGUCCCAUGAGGGCUGUGACUGAGGCUUUGUGCAGAACAUUCACCUCCUCCCUUUCCUCUUGGUCAGGAGAAGAACUGCAGCCAUGAAGUGACUGUGGUCCUGUUUUCUAGAACGUUCUAUGAUGCAAAAUCCUUGAGUGAGUAGCUACAAGAUAAAUGUUUCUCUUCCUCCUUGCUUGUAAGGGUACUGACAUCUUCCUGCCUCUGUUUCUCUCUGGAACUUCCCUCUGUGUCUCCCACGCCCUCCGAGCUUUGAGCUGUUGCCUCAGUCACUACUCUGCGUAGAGGAAAGGGAUGGUUGCCCUUGGUGGGUGUCUAGGGCAAGUGCUUUUGCAAGGAGUUGUAUUACCGUACUUUUCCGUGUAUAAGACGCCCCCAUGUAUAAGACACCCCCUAUUUUGAGGGACUCGCAUUUAAGAAAAUGUGGGGAUAUGGCUCAGAUUUGUUGAGCUUUUUUUAGGGGGGGUUGCCGAAAAUCCGCCUCUCGUUUGUCCCUUCGCUGGCAGAAGCUGCCAAUCGCCUGCCCAAUUGCCACAGCGUCAGCCAAUCAACACCAGCCCUUGACACAGCAACCAAUAACACACCCAAUAGCCACUGACAGCAACCAAUCAAAAGUCCACCCUAUUCACUAUCCAUGUAUAAGACUACCCCCACUUUUUAGCAUAAUUUUAAAAUGAAAAAAACUAGUCUUACACAUGGAAAAGUACAGUACUUUGAAUAUUGCUGAUCUGCAGAGAGGGGGGCUUGGGACAGAUGUGCUUCAGGGAUGGUCUUUACAUCUUGCUGCUGUCUCUUGUAGAUGAAUUUCCAGAGACACAGCGUGCCUCGAUUCAGCAAGAUCAUGAAGGAAGAUUCUAUGAAGAUUUUUACAAGUAGGUUUCCCAUUUGGUCCUUCCAUUGAGUAUCUGUGGUCCAUUUCCAGUCGUGUGUGUGUGUGUGUGUGUGUGAGAGAGAGAGAGAGAGAGAGAGAGAGAUGCACAAACACAUACAUAUCACCCCUCAUAAUUGAUCUCGUAACCUAUAUGCGGAAAACAUGGCAGUUGCUAAAGAACUGGAAGAAUUCCAUUCCUUUUCAACAAUUGUUUUUUCUAAGCUAAAACCUGAUGAGUUUACGUUUACGCAGGGAGUAACUGUUAUCUCUUACUCUACGGUAUCCCAGAAAUUUUGUAAGUGUCCUAAGAAAUCUGUAUUUUGCAACUAAAAUGUUCAAUUUGGAAACUGACAGUUGGCUACAAAAUAGACCACUUUUGUAGUAUUUUGGAGAGCGAGGAGGAUAUAGGUUGGGGUCCUUGAGGGACAGCAAAAGCUCCAUGACUGAAAGUUUUUGCUGAAAUGUUUCUUAAAUUUUAGUAGAAACUGCAGGUGCUUGGGUUUUUUUGCCUCAUAACCUUGAGGACUAGUAACUUGCUGCUAUCCUGGGGAAUUUCCCCUGUAUUGCAAGAUGCUGAAUUCAUGUUUGCAGAUGUCUUUAAUGUUUGGGUUAUAUGUUAGUACCUUGAGAAGCAGCAUUUGGAUAAGUCCUCGCCAGAAAGUCCAUUUUCCUAACUCGUAAGCUCCCACAGGGAGGAGAGGGCUAUCGAUGGUUAUUUGCCAUGAUGGCUGUGUUUCUGAGUACCAGUCACUGGAAUCCACAGGCAGGGAGAGGGCUGGAUUAGGUGGGCCAUUGACCUAAUCCAGCAGGCUCUCCUUGCUCCCUUCCCUUUCCAUCCUUAAGUCCUUACAUUAUCUGUAAGGAUUGUGCUGGUUCAGUUUCUCUCCUACUCAGUCCCAGCGCUUCCUUACAGGGUGGUGGUUCAGAACGAAAGACGAGAGGAGUGGACAUCGUUGCUUGUGACCAUUAAGAAACUCUUCAUCCAGUAUCCUAUCCUGGUGCGUUUGGAGCAGGCAGGUGGGGCAUUCUUACUAUUUUUACUAUAUUAUUCCUGAUGGUUAUUAUUAGAAUUUCAAAAAAGGUAGUAUUCUAGAUCUGGCAUUACAGUGGUGCCUCGCAAGACGAAAUUAAUCCGUUCCGUGAGUGUCUUCGUCUAGCGGUUUUUUCGCCUUGCGAAGCAACCCUAUUAGCGGCUUAACGGAUUAGUGCUAUUAGCGGUUUAGCAGCUAUUAAAGGCUUAUUGGCUUAGCGGAUUAGCUGCUAAAAGGCUAUUAGCGGCUUAGCGGCUUAGAUAAAGGGGGGGGAAAGCGAAAAAAAAAUCUCAAGACAUUUUCGUCUUGCGAAGCAAGCCCAUAGGGAAAUUCGUCCUGCGAAGCAACUCAAAAACGGAAAACCCUUUUGUCUAGCGGGUUUUCCGUCUUGCGAGGCAUUCGUCUUGCGGGGCACCACUGUACUCAGAGUAAUGAAAAUACUCUUGGAACUUGUCACAAGGCAGCCUUCCCCAAACUUUGGGCCCUCCAGAUAUUGUGAACUGCAAUUUCCAUCAGCCCCAGCCACCACAGAGAUGCUUUUAUCAGCCGUAGCAAAAUACGGCCAUGCUGUCUUGGGCUGAUGGGAGCUGUAGUCCAAAGGCCGCAAUAGACCCUGAGGGGGCCAGAUAGGUCUGCAGCAUGCACCAUUUUAUUUUUUUUUAUUCUUCUACUGUGCAUUGACAUGGUCAUUCAAUUUUGUGGUUUUUAAACUGUGUCUGUACUUGACUAGCUGCUCUAGGAAAAUGAAUGCUGAAAGGUAGGGUGGAAAGGGAGAGCUGGAAAGCUGCAAUGAUGCCCCUCCCCCCCCAACUUGAACUGCUUUGAUUUUCAUAUGUUUAUUUUUUUGAUUUAAAUAUUUAUAAAUUGCACUUGGGUGUAGUAUAUCACAAGGUGGCGUGCGACCUAAAAAACCCUGGUGAAAGCAGUUAUAAAAAUAUCAAAACACUCCAGCAAAAGCUGGGAUUAGACAAAUCCCUUCCGGUGCCGAAAGGAGCAUGGCUGUCUGAAUAUCAGCUGCUGGGAAGAGCGCUGCUGCUGCUGCUGUGCUUAUGGGCUUCCCAGAAGAGUCAUCUGGUCUUCCGCAGUGAGAACAGGAUGCUGGACUAUAUGGGUCCCCUUUGGCCUGUUCCAGCUCUCCUUAUGCUCCUCAUUCAUCAGGCAAAUAAAUAAUAAAAAUGGGCUUCAAAUAUUAUAGCUGAAAUAUGACCAUCUCUUUCUCCUUUUCUCCUUUCUCCUUUGUAAUUGACCCUCUAGAGGGCUUUCCUCCGGGGUGCAAUUCUACCUCUGCUCAAGGAAAUUAUUUGGAAGCCAUAAACCUCUCCUUCAAUGGUGAGUAGAGGGAAAAACAUCUUGUACCACACUAGCAUGAAGGAGCCGUCCGUACACAGGCAGUGACCUGGCUCCUCCUCACACAAAUGUCAUCUGUUGUUACAGGAUAGAUUGGAUUGGAAAGGCCAGUAACUAGCACAGUUCUGACUUAGGGGAUAAUUCAGUGGCAUUCAAAGUUUCUGUCAUCAGGGGGAUUUCUACCUUGUUGAUUUAUCUGCCAAGGAACCCCUGAGCAUUUGGAAUGGAAUUCCUUUCAUGCUACUGAGGACUCUUGUUUUAUUUCUAGUGCACAUGCUCUGUGACUGUGGGACGCUAGCCUAGCCUGGUGGGUUGUGAACUGAGAGUGACCAAUAGGAGGCACCCAAUACUUACCUGAAUCUAUACCAGCCUUCCCCAAUCUUGUGCCCUCUGGGCUACAGCUUUCAUCAGCCCCAGCUAGCGUUGCAACUUUGCCUGUGUCUCACAAACAGCCCCCAAUCCUCUUCUGUACAUAAACACACACACACACACACACACACACACACACACACACACUUUUUUGGGUUGGUGGUGAAUGACCUUGGAAAUGCAGGAGGGGAUUUUUUGACCCACCUCUAGUAUAACUGUUGAGGGUCUUCAUUAGUGAAAGCAGCAGAUUCUUGACUCCAACGGAUUGAAUAUCCAGUUCAGGACUUUUUAACUGUCUCAAACAAGUUUCUGUAAGCUGGUGAACUGCACGUUGUUGUUGUUGACCUGCCUUCACCCUAAGGCCUCAAUUAAAACUUAAUAUUAAAAAAAAGAACCAGUUUAAAGCACCUUACAAAGUUUACAUCUGAACUUCUAGGAAGCUGUUGUCGAUGAGAGCAAAUUGUCCCUCGAUAAGCAUAUUAUGUGUAAAAGAUUGAAUGUCCUUUUGCUUCUGACUUUUCCUGCUUUUAGUGUUCGACAAGCAUUACAUCAAUCGAAACUUUGACCGGACCGGGCAGAUGUCCGUAGUCAUCACGCCUGGCGUGGGAGUCUUCGAAGUGGACCGGCUCCUCAUGAUCUUGACCAAGCAGCGCAUGAUAGAUAAUGGUAAAGUGGUCUUAGCGGCAGGCGGUGGGAAAGGCUGUGUAAUUCAGUGGCAAGAGUAGCCUCUUUGCAAGCAAAAACUCCCCUGGCGGCAUUUUCCAGGGAGGACCUGGGAAGAAGAAAGACUCCUUGCCUGUAACCCUGGAGAGUGGCUCCCUGCUGAUGUCCACCAGAUGUGGGGCAUCUGUGGGGGCCCUUCUCCAGAUGUUGUUGGGCUCCAGUUCCCAUCAGGCCCUGUAGCCAAGCAUGGCCAGUGAUAAGGGAUGGUGAUGAGAGCCGCAGUGCAGCAACAUCUGGUUCGCCAUUCCUGGGGACGCUGAGCUGGAUGGGCAAGCAGCCUGACUGCUGCAUAAGGCAUCUUCCUUUUGUGUUCUUUCUCACUUUAGAGCAUCUCCAAAAUGUAGAGAUGACCUCUUUUUUUAGGCGUAGUGUUGAGAGUUGGGCUGUUUGGAAAACCAGAUGGCGAAAUCCUUUUGUUUAAGAAGCAUCUUAAGUGAUGGGUGACCAAGCGGGAAAGCUUUUCAUUGCUGGUCUGAGUGGCAAGGGGAGGGGCCAAAUCCAAGCCCUCCCCUCUCUGCUGUGGACCUUCCUUGUCCAGCACCAGGACAGCACGUGGCUAUUAACAAACUCAUCUUCCUCUCCCUGCUUUGCUUGCUUCUGUAGGGAUUGGGGUGGACUUGGUGUGCAUGGGAGAGCAGCCCCUCCACGCUGUGCCCCUCUUCAAGGUAAGGCCCAUGGGGUCGUAUGCCCGUUUUCUUUCUUCCUCCUCCGUCUCUGCCGCACCUGCCUGCUAGCUGUUUCCCUCCUCCAGCUGAUUCUUGUGCCAGAAUAAAUCCAACCAAUUAAAUAGAAAGCCAUAAUUCUGUUUCCACACUACCGGCUCUUCAAUUAAAGCACAUCCUGUAGUAAGGGUACAUAGGGAAAUAAAAGAGAUUGGAGGUGGGGGUGGCAGGAAGGAAAAGGUAUGGGAAAGGAACAAAGUGCUGAACACCUGCACCUGCCUAAUUACCAAAAGCCAGGCUUGUUUCCAGGAUGCCUGUUAGCCUCUAUCUUUCUCCAAACUAUUGAGGGUUAGGAACUUUCCCCUCCUAAAUCAGACUCCCUCAACAUGGCGCCAUUCAGAUGUUUGGGGCUAUAAUUCUCAUCUGCCCCAGCUAGUUUGGCUGUAUGAUUCCCAGGACUGGUGGGUAGUGCAAAGCAUCUGGGGGGCACCAGGUUGAGGGAGGCUGUUUUAAAUGUAGGCUAAAAAAAUCUGGACCACCGGCUUCUGGGUUGAAUCCAAUGAUUUCUGCUCCCAUAACGUAACUUCUCCCUCCUGUACCCUCCCAGAUCUGCUCCGGGGGAGGAUAAGGGAACCCUCAGGGCAUAUAUGGGGGGGGUGCAAGGGGUAUGCUGUGGGGAGGAGAGAAUGUUCUGCUGGAUUCAUGACUUCUUUGGCUGCAACCCUCUGUAUCCAGUGCCAGAUUCCUUUCUUGCAACCGUCCGUUCCUGUGGAUUCCCAGAAUGCAGUACAAACUAGCUGCAAAAAGCAUCCAGUUAACAUGGUGCCUUUUCCAAACUCUUAUUCUCUUAGCUGCACAAUCGCUGCAGUCCUGGGGACUCUCGCUUGGGAGAUGACUACAAUAUACCACACUGGAUAAACCACAGGUGCGUGUUUGAAGUUGGAACUGUUGCAGCCAAGGCUCCACCUUGGGCAAUUCUCACAUGGGCCUGUCUUCCCUCUCUGCUUUUGGUACUUGGGACUUCUCUCUGCUCUCUCUCCCCUCUCAAACAUCAGCACUGGGCAGUCUUGUCCUCAGCCUCCACUGCUCUGGUGUUGCUUCGAAUCCCUGUAUUCCUGCAUUGCUUUUCUCCUUAAAACAUGGAAGGGGGGUAGUUUUGUUCCCCCCUAAUCUCAGCUUGUCAUUACAUGUGAAUCGGAGAUUGUAGGUUACAACAAACUGUGGCUAGUUUAACAAGCCAGAUCCAGAAACCAUGGUCUGAAGUUGAACUGUUUUGAACAUGGUCAGUUUGUUGUAACCUGCAGCCUUUGGUUUAUUAAGAUCAGGUUGGAGAUGAAAUGCUACCACCGAGUCAGAAAGGAGAUGGAGUGAAUGUGCAAACCUGAGUCUCCCUUGGGCUUGAUCCAGUUUGUGUGUGUAGUCGCUAAACCAUGGUUUAGUGUUACAUGCAAACAGAGUCAUUGUCUUUCUUCUUCCCUUUUCCAGUUUCUACACCUCCAAAAGCCAGCUCCAGUGUAACAGCUUCACUCCACGGAUCAAACUGGCUGCCAGGAAAGUAAGUGGGCUCUGUUAAGAUGGGACUGCCAACCUUUUUUGGGGUGGGGGCAGUGGGCACAUUAGGAAGUUGCAGUAGUUACUAAACAGCUGUGUAAAAAAAGGAUGAGCUAGGACAAGCAGGAAGAGCAAACCAUCUGUCAUGCCUUGUUGAUUUUUGAGGGGAUAUUUCCUGAGACCUUUUGUGGGCGCCAUAGGAAGUACCGGUGGGCUCACUGACACCUGUGAGUCCUACUUUGGCAGUUCCUGAUAGAAGAGCAUUUUCCUUGACUCACUUCCUCUCCCCGCACCCUUUAGCCAAGUCAUGUUGUCAUAGUGGGCAGCUUUCCGAGUUCCGCAUUGGUAUGGGGUGGGGGGAACCUCAGCCAUCAGGGGUGAUCUUUAUUCAUUUACUUUGGCUGAUGCAUGAAAUGUAGCAGAUGCUUCUCUGUAAAAAUGCAGUCGCCACAGGCAAUUUCAACCUUGCACAAUUGAAAGCUGGCUGGUUGAAGUUGCGUGAAAUAAUUGCAUGCACGGUGGAGACCUUAAAAACUCCAUUUGCACCAGGUUUUCCCAGCACAGAAAUUACUUUUAAGCUCUGCACCGAGCUUACUGGGCUCUAGGAGUCUUUUUCUCGACCUUGCUUGAAAUGUAAGGAAAGUCGCAUGGGGGUGGUUCAUAUGGAACAUGUCCCCCCAAAUGCAUUUGUACUGAAGGCUUUUAAAACAGUAAGAGUUCACGAAGCUCUUCAGUGUGAGAUAUUUGAGUGUGCAUUGGGUGACUGCAUGACUUGUCAGAAUAUUCCUGGUCUGAAUCUUAUUGCUUGUAAUGCAGUGACUGUUCCAUGGCCAAAACUAACUUAAGUUUCCAAUGCUUUCUUUCCUUUGCCAUUUUUCGUGCCGCUUGGAUUCCAGCCGCAGAGUGAAAAACUGAAAAGCAGCAGGGAUGCCUGUGAGUAGUCAUCCCAGGUUGUUAUUGUGAAAGGGUCCUACCUCCAUUGAUCGUUGACAGAUUGGGUUUAUAUCCUCCAAGGUGGCAGACACGUUUCUCCUCCUUCCCAUUUUAACCUCACAACAAUCCUGCAAGACAGAUUCAGCUGAGAGGCAGUGAACCGGCCCAAGGUCACCCAGUGAGCUUUGUGACUGAGUGGGGAUUUGAACCCUGAUCUCCCAGGUCCCAGUCUGACACCCUAACCACUACUCCACACUGGCUGUUAGAGGCAGUCAAUGCCUCUGAGCACCCAUUGCUGGGAAUCCCAGGUGGGGAGAUAGCUGCUGUUGCUUUCAGGCCCUGCUUCCAAAGAGGCAUCUGAUUGGCCACUAGGAGAACAGGAAAUUGGACCACAUAGGUCACCUUUCGUCUGUCCCAACAGGGGAAAUUCUUUUUUUUAUUAAAGAUUUUCUUGAUUUACAAAAGUGUGUGCAAUGUCUCUCUCUCUCACCACAGAGCCUAGGACUUGCCGAUCAGAAGGUCGGCGGUUCGAAUCCCUGCAACGGGGUGAGCUCCCGUUGCUCGGUCCCUGCUCCUGCCAACCUAGCAGUUCGAAAGCACCUCAAAGUGCAAGUAGAUAAAUAGGUACCACUCUGGUGGGAAGGUAAACGGCGUUUCCGUGCGCUGCUCUGGUUAGUCAUGCUGGCCACGUAACCCGGAAGCUGUACGCCGGCUCCCUCGGCCAAUAAAGCGAGAUGAGCGCCACAACCCCAGAGUCGGCCACGACUGGACCUAAUGGUCAGGGGUCCCUUUACCUUUAACAUUUUUACAAAUCAGUUUCAUUUGUUGAGACAUUAGGAAGAAAAGGGGAAAGGGGGGGAAGAUGGGUGGGGGUGGGUUCGGGUGGCGAUGUUUCUAUUUUACUUACUAUUCGUAGGGUUUGGUGUCAGCGUUGCUCGUGCAGGUUCUUUGCUGUUCACUUGUGUUCCUUUGGUGGUGAGAGAGGUUGGGGUUGGCCUAGGGUGUGGUUGUUCAUUUGUGGUUGGCUGUGGUGGUCUUUGUUUUCAUGUGUGAGUGGGGUGGGUGGGUGUUUUAGAUCAGGUUAGCCAUAUUGAUUUGCAUACUGUUGGUGGAUUUUUGUCAUUGUCUUGUUGGGCUGUGUAUGUGAUAAAGGGGAGCUGUACCGGCGUGAAGGUGUCUUCUUCUAUUUGUCAGCAGGGGAAAUUCUCACGCUGAUAUUAUGCCGUUUUGCCCAAGAACGGAGACCAGGUUCUUAAAAGCUGCCCCAGUCAAUAACGUGCUGUUACUGCCUUCCAGCUUUGGGAGCCCCGAAAGAGACAGAGAACGCUCUCCCCAUCCAAGUGGAUUACGAUGGUUACGACGCCCAGGUUUUCCGUCUGCCGGGGCCAUCCAGAGCUCAGCGUUGUCCCAUCUUCAGGUAAAGAAGCUUGCGAGGCAACGAGCCAAAUUGGAUGGUGUGCUUGUGAGCCAUUACCAAACGAAUCUGGAGCAGCCUUUGCAAAGGAGGGAGCGUAGAUGAACACACACACACCCUUCCCCAUCAGCUUCACACUUCUGCUGGACCUCCAGCCUGCAUCUGCUGUUUUAACCAUGAGCUCCAUCAAAGCACACCUGGAAUUCCCCAUUUCUUCUUCCUUUUUUUUUAAAAAACCUUCAUAAUCAGCUUACUGUGAUUGGUUAAAUCAGGGGUGGGGAACCUUUUUUACUCUGAGGGCCACAUUCCCUUCCGGGCAGCUUGCUGAGGGCCAUGUGCAGAGAAGCAAAUGCUACAUUUGUCGAUGUAGGCUUAUUUCUGAACACUUAACACCAUCAAAGUUUUCAGGAGCACAUCUCAGUCGGGCAAAAAUGCUUAGGAUGCAAAUCAGGGCCCGCGUGGCCUGGGGAGCAUUCCAAGGGCCAGGUAGAGAUUCUGUGUGGGCCACAUUUGGGCCCCAGGCCUGAGGUUCCCCACCCAAGUUAAGUGACAAAAGGUCUUUGUGACAUGACUGGAGCUGGGCCUCUGCCCUCCCUUCCACCUGGUGCUUUUUGCCAGCAGGUCUGUCCGGGAACGAGAGAGCCGCCCCCGGAAAAGCUCCAGCUCCUACGACGUCUCCUGCAGUCCUUCCCUGCAGAGCCGGCCUUUGCCCCCGGAAGAGGUGAGGAGCCAGGCGUCGGACGACAGCUCCCUGGGCAAGAUCUCCAACAUCCUGAUGAUCCCCCGCCAGCACCUCCACCUCCAGUACGAAGUCAGCAGCUCCUUGGGCUACACCAGCACCCGAGGUCAGGAUGAGGCCUGAUGUGAAGCAGGAGCAUUUCAUUCCUUUUGAACGUAUCGUCAUUUCAUUUCUUCCUGUGGAUUAUUUCAUUAGACGUUGCCUGCGUGUGUCACCUCCCAAAACAUACAGGUUUCAGAAAAAAGAACAUAUUUUUUAAGGGGGAAGGCGGCAUUUGAAAUAAAAAAUUAUACAGGCAAUUCUCAUUUUGCACGGGGGUUACAUUCUGGAUGUAACCCCCGUGUCGGCAGAGCAAGCGUAAGCCCACUCUGUCCCUUUUCGUGUCCUUAUGAGGUUUUUGUGCUACUUCUGGGUUCAACGCUGUGCACAUGUGCACAAUUGUGCAUCAUUCAGACAUGCCUAAACCAGUCGUUGCCUGUAAUUGUUUUGGUUCAGACCAUGGAACCAUUUACAAUGAUCGACAACACAUCCUUUCCCUCUUAGAAUGCUUUAUUAUUAAAUCAGUAAAUUUCAUAGUUGCAUCCUGUAUUUCUUUAUUGGCGAUUAUUACAACUUAUCCUUUGUGGGUUAAACCACAGAGCCUAGGACCUGCCAAUCAGAAGGUUGGCGGUUCGAAUCCCCGCGACGGGGUGAGCUCCCAUUGCUCAGUCCCUGCUCCUGCCAACCUAGCAGUUCAAAAGCAUGUCAAAGUGCAAGUAGAUAAAUAGCUACUGCUCCGGUGGGAAGGUAAACGGCCAAUAAAGCGAGAUGAGUGUCGCAACCCCAGAGUCGGUCACGACUGGACCUAAUGGUCAGGGGUCCCUUUACCUUUACCUAUCCUUUAUAUAUAUAAAACCUUCAUCCCCUUGGCUCAUGGCACCCCUCCUAUCUCACCUGCUCCGUCUUAAGUGCCCUUGUCCUCCUUCUCCAAAUAACAGCACGUGGAGUGGGCGGCCUACUUCUCUGGCCCACUUAUCAAAUCAUUUAAGGAGGUCAGCAUAGUUGGGGAGCCCCUUGGGACCCUCCCCCCCCCUUACAGCCUCAAAUUGUGGAAAAAUUAGCGGCUGUUUUCCCAAGUAGAUUUAUUGUCUUAUCAUAGCAGCUUCUUUUUUAGGAUCUCCCUUUUAAAACAUCCCUGUGAGGUCCAGCAUUCUCAGGGGUUAGGUAGAGAGCUGGACUUGUCUAGAGGGACUUUAAGUUUCAGGGGACCUUGAGCAGGUGGUUCUUUCUCAGCUUCAGGUACCUAAAGCCUCACCGUGGCAUUUUGAAGGCAAAAAUAUAUAGCGAGAAGAAGCUAAAGAUCUUGUUUCUUGCCGCUGCUUUUAGUUUAAUUGUUGGUUAUUGUAAUCUUGCAUUUAUUUUAAUCUUUUGCAAGCUGAUUUGGGUGGUUCCCUUUCGGAGGAGGUAAAUAGAGUGCACAUUUGUGCAUGCAUACACAUCGUCGUCUAAUAACUGGCCUGAAAUCAGAGAUCUUUGAUUGAAAAAGUCAUCUGUGGACAGCCAAAGAACUGCCUGUGUUAAGACUGGUGCUUUCACUAAAAUAAUUCCGAUUAAGUUAAUUCACUGAAUUGGUUCAAAAGUAUCCGAAUUGCCCCUGCGAGUAGUUCCUAUGUUUUCCAGGUAAAGUGAACAUGAAAUAAGUUCCCUUUGCAGUGGACCUUUCUGUGAUUUUAAAUUCAAUUUAGUUUUGUAGCCAUUGCAUUUACCAUUUUUACCAGUUUGAAGAGUUAUGCUGCUGUGUAAGCUUAAAGGUUGCAAGGAAAAAUAAAUACGACAAUCAUUCAUGUUUAAUAAUAAUAGGGAAAAAAGAUGCUAAAGAGCACUAAGUAAUUAAACAGCACCCUCUGGACUUAAUGAUUUUUCUUAUUUCAUAAAAUUGAUUUUUUAAAAAAACAACUUGGUUUGUUAAAAACAAACCGAUCUCAAAGCGGUUUAAGAUCAUUAGUAAAAACAAUUUAAAUGCUCAGAAAGUUAAAACCAGCAAUAAACUGAAAGCACACCAGCCAUUCUAGACAUCUGGGUAGGCUCAAUAGGCAGGGAGUUCCAAAGUGCAGGUGCCGCCAUACUAAAACACAGAUGAACUUGGGUAUGUUGCCUCCAAGAUGGAUCCUCCUCUCCCCCCACUUUUGCCUGGGCUGGCAGAGCAAAUAUGUUUACAUGCCUGAGUCAGAAACGCCACCCACCAUUCCUGCCCCUCAAUGGGGCACAAUCUCCUCUGAAGCUGUUCAGAGUAAGCCUUGUUGGGGUUAGUGGGCGCUGUGCAAAAGCACCCUGUUUGUGCCCAGUGGAUUCAGUCUGUCCGUUUCCCAUUACAGGCCAACCCACCAAAAAAAAUCUGUGUCAUUUCAGAUGCCCUUGAGAAUAUGAUGGAGUCCCAGCAGCGAGACUCCAGUGCCCCAGGGAGAUUUCACGUUGGGAGUGCCGAGUCCAUGCUGCACAUCCGUUCUGCUGGGGGCUAUGCGCCGCAGAGGGCCCUCAUCAACCCCUUUGCCCCCUCCAGGAUGCCCAUGAAACUCACAUCGAACCGGAGGCGCUGGAUGCACACCUUCCCUGUGGGUAAGGAGACGGAAGGCUACUAGCCACUUAUUGUGGCAGAAUGAUUAUUUGGGACUGCAGCUUCCGCCGACUCUAGCCAGCAUAGCCAUGUUAGCUGAGGCUGAUGGAAGUUUCAGCUCAGAACAUCUGGAAGUUACUAGGCUUGGGGAUGCUGGGCUGGAUCAGGGUUUCCCAAACUUGGGUCUCGAGCUGUUUUUGAACUACAACUCCCAUCAUCCUUAGCUAGUGGUCAGGAAUGAUGGGAAUUUUACAGCGGUAGCUCGGGUUACAGAUGCUUCAGGUUACAGACUCUGCUAACCCAGAAAUAGUACCUCGGGUUAAGAACUUUGCUUCAGGAUGAGAACAGAAAUCGUGUGGCGGCAGCGGGAGGCCCCAUUAGCUAAAGUGGUGCUUGAGGUUAAGAACAGUUUCAGGUUAAGAACGGGCCUCCAGAAUGAAUUAAGUUCUUAACCCGAGGUACCACUGUAGUCCCAAAACAGCUGGAGACUGAGACCGUGGGUUAGAUGAACUCUUUGCCUGGUCCAGCAAGGUGCUUCUCAUGUUUGGUUCAGGCUAUUCAUGUGAAAGAUUGCACCCCUUUGGCAAACUGCACAUUUUUAUUUUUAUUGUUUUAAAUAAUAUUUAUUACUUUUCCAACAAUUUAAACACUACAAAAAAAAGAACAAUACAAUACAAUACAGAAACACUGCAUAACACUAACACACUAAACUAACAAAACAAAACAAAAACAGGCAAACUGCACAUUUUUAGACUGUGGCAGGAACAGCUCAGGGGACGCAAUGCAAACUCGGCCACCUCUGUGUUCGAUUUGGUGGGAAAUUGCUGCUUCAGAUGCAAUCAUGUGGGGUGGAGAGUCAUUGUGGAGUGUGGGAGGAGCUGGUUGGCAAAUCAAGUGAUAACUGCAUCAUGUGCUUGGGCAGGUCCUUCUGGAGAAGCCAUCCAGAUCCACCACCAGACGCGUCAGAACAUGGCCGAGAUGCAGGGCAGUGGGCAGAGGGACUGGACCCACUCCUCUGCAGAACUGCUGGAGCUGGCCUAUCACGAGGCAGCUGGGAGGUGAGGCUGCCCAAAGGGAACGCAUAGGGGCGCUUUCCCCUAAACUUACAACCAAAAGUGGGUCUCGUUGAUGGAGCUCUCAGGCGUUGGGUUCAUAGGAAGUCUGAUUCCACCUCAAAUUACUCUUUUUUUUGGGGGGGGGAAUAUAUGGUUUUUUAAAUUUGAUUUUAAAAAGUAUAAACAUACAACAAAAAACAGUUCCGAAUCCAAAUAUCGAGAUUGCUCUGAAUCUCCUGACUUCCCCCCAUCCCUUCCAUGGGUCCUAACAAUAUGUUUUUUACAACUGCAUAUCAAUACGUAUCCAAAUUUUUAAUCCUUCUAAAUUUUCCAUACUUUCCAUAACUUUACAAGUGUGGUUAAAAUCCUGCUAAUGUUUUAACCUGUUUACAAUGGUCUUGUAAAUAAAUUAUAAACUUUUCCCAUUCCUUGUUAAAGUUCUUGUCUUCUUGAUUACUGAGUUUCCCAGUUAAUUUUGCCAUUUCGGAAUAAUCCAUCAACUUGGUUUGCCAUUCUUCUCUUGUUGCUACCUCAAAUUACUCUUCUCUUGGCCUUUGCCUACAAAUGUUUGGGCUGCAGCUCAUUCUGCAUUUGUAAGAACUCGAUCUUUCAGCAUGGCAGCACAUACACUUUGGAACUCCCUGCCUAUUGAUAUCAGGUGGGUGGAGCCUUCACUGUACCUUUUUCAAACACCUGCUUAAAACUUUUUUUAAAAAACCUUAAAAGCCUCUCCAGACACAUAGAUGUUGACAUGCUUUAAUCUUCUUUUUUUCUUUUACUGUUAAUUAUCUUUAAAUGCUUUCCUUUCCUUCUCUCCAGGCAUGGAGUUUCUCACCAUCCAGAUGAUGGCACUUCCUUCAUGAGCUUCAGUGGCAUGGAAGAUUACUCUAACCAGCUCACUGGCAGCCAUGCCACAGGUGAUAACGGUUGGCACGAGGCAGGUGGCGGCCGGGCUUCGGUGAUGAUGCAGGCCUGUUCCAAAACUGACCCAUAACAUACACCUGUCUGGGCAUUCGUCAUGGAAGAGCAAAUUGCAGGGACCGUGAGCAUUAUGUCCCUGCAGUUAGUGCCCAUGUGGUUAAACUGUGGAACCCACUCCCACAAGAACCAGUGAUGGCCACCAACUUAAAUUGCUUUAAAAGAGCAUUAGACAAAUCCAUAGAGGAGAGGGCUAUUAAUGGCUACUAGCCAUGACGGCCAAAGGCAGCAUUGCUUCUGAAUCCCAGUUGCUGGAAGCCUCAGGAGGGGAGAGGGCUCUUGGGCUCGAAUCCUGCUUGCUGGCUUCUUCCCAUCUGUUUGGAUCUGUUUGGCCACUGUGAGAACACAAGGCUGGACUAGAAAUGUUCUGUGGCUCACAAAAGCCCUCUCUGCACCUCCUGUCAUGGCGAAGGUCUCAUUUGUCAGUGAAUUUCUACUCAAUAUUGAUCCAGAGUAGAUUCCACCGUAUAGUUAGCAAAGUAAAAACUUAAAACACGUUGCAGGAUUCCCAAGAAAAUAGACCAGAGGCAAUUAAUAUUUCAUCCAGCAGAGCUUUACUGCUACUGAAGGCAAAUGAGCAUAACGGUCACAAACCCAGUACAUUCAGGAUUUGCACAGUCCAUAAGAAAUCCAGUUGCAGCAGACUUAACUUAAACUUAACAAUAACUAAUAAUAAGACUAAAACCUUAACACUAAGCAUACUACAUACAGAACACCACACCAGAAGGAAAGAGAGAUAGAAAAGACUGAGACCCAGGCCGUACUAUUAUAGUCAGCAUGACCUUGACAGAAAGAUAACAGAACCAGUUUAAACCAGCUGUGCUCUGCUUCUCUGGAGGAAUAACCCAAACAUCAUGAACCUUCUGCUUGUUUUUUUCACACAGACGCUCCCAGAAGCUUCCAGAACCCUCUUGAAUUUAUUAGAAUAGGAAAGAUCAAUACUCUCUGUACGAAGAAAUGCAAGCUGAUAUCUUUCCCCUUCUUUCAGGAAUGAAUGCCCGAAGCCAGAACAAGGACUCCCUGGAGAGCGCCGUCUCUAACUCUCCAGAUCCGAGUAAGAGCAGUGAUGACAGGGUUAGGGAGGAGGAGGUUGGUCUGUGUAGAUGAGGGCAAAAGUGAGAGAAGCACUUCCAGAGUCCCAAGGGCUCCCGAUCGCCUCCAGUUCCUUUUGCUCCCUCUCUCCAAAGUGGUAAGUUUUGGGAUAGGGCUUUCCUUCCAUCUGGGAUUUUCCCAUACAGAAGCUGUGGGGACACAGUCCCACAGAGGAAGGCUUCUGGUUGCUCAGUGACCGGAUCUUCAGCUGUCUGGAACAUCCCAGAAUAUUUGUCUGAGAGCGAGCAAUACUAACCACAGCGUUAAAAUAAAUCUGCCUGGGUAAGGGAACUGGUGCAAAGGGUUGUUUGACUGUCUCCUCAUUUACUAUCUGUGAACCACGAGCAGGGCAAAUGUAUUGUUAGACUAAUGAAUGUUGACCUGUGAGAAGUUGGGGGAGGCAGCAUCCCCCUCCUGGGACCUUAUCUUCCCCCCCUGGCACCCCGUCUGGGUUGCAGGGUUCACCAUGUCUUAAUUCUAAGAACAGGGUGACAUACUUAACUGGGUUUUGUGUUCCCACAUACAGGAAAGCUUUCUCCUUGACACAAUUGAGUGCCUUGAUAUUGAAUCUUUUAGAAGGCAGACGUAAUAAAGUUGCUGGACAGUCCUUGUAAUAAUGAAGAGGCAGUUUUACAUCUCCUUUUCAAAUGCAGUUUUUAUUGAGGAGGUUUGGAGGUGGAUGGAGAAAACUGCUGUACCCUCUUGCACAGACUUUGCCAGGUUGCCCGUUCAGAGUCCUUUUUGGGUCUGUUUUAUCGAAGGGCUGCAAUUCUUCAAUCACAGAGUCAAUUGCAAAAUUCUUAAAUGGAAGGAUUUUGCUUAGGCGGCCUAUGAUUGUUUUUUGCGUUUCCCCCUCAGAGAGCUGUGAGGCUCUUGCAAAUUGCAGCCGUUCUGGGUGGAGACCAGAGCACAGUCUGUGCCCUGGGAUGGAAAGAGGGAAGCUAGAUUGCUCAUGCUCUGGAACUUGAGUACAAUUCCUACUCCACAGCGAAAAACUUUGGUCCUAGGGCUUGAUCUGCCUGCCAUUUAAAAGUUGGUCUCCGUGUAAAUUUGCCUUCUGUUUGGAUUUAUUGUGCCCAUCUUCUGUGAUCAAUAAUAUCUGCCAAGCCCAGAGUGUCUUGCGAGGCUCACUCCGAUGCAUGAAUUUGCCCUUGAUGGCUUAGCCUUGGGACAUGGGUAGGACUUGAGGGAAGUGUUUCUCUGAGCAUGUGUAGAGUGCUUUUCCCUCAUGGAUGUGGGAACCAGCCCAAGUAGCUGCUCUGACAACCCUUGUUAGCAGGAGAUGAGCCCCAGGAACCCUCUCCCGGGUGCAGAUGCCAUUCUCCCCUUAGAUUGGCUUCUGUCAGUCAUUCUGUUGAGCCAGACUUACACAUCUCGAGUGUGGGAGAGAGCACUAUGGGGAAAUGAGUCCCCCAUCUUCGUCUCCUCCUUCUGCACCUGUCAGCUGGCUCAGAAGGUGCAAAGAAUGUCCUGCCCUGGCCACUAGGCUGGGGAUGCAGAGGGGCUUUUGGCCAAGAGGAGUCUCGAUGCAGCCCAUGCCCAGAGUGUGGAGCAACUGGCGGCUUUGAUCCUGUGAGCUCUGCUUCCUUGGAAGCUGCUCCCCUUUAGGGGGAAAUGGGGGGGCACUGCGCCACCAGCCAUAUCCUCCCAUGUCUGCCUGCCUUCUUACUGGGUGGCUCUGCCUGCCUUUGGUCUGGGUGCCUCCUUCCGCCGGCCUCCCUGCCAGUUCCACCCACCGCCCCAUUCCAGGCAAGGGUCACCCCAGCAAGAUCCCCCUUUUCACUAUUCCCCCAGAUCCCUUCUUACCUCCCUGUGCUGCUCAUACUUUCCUUUUAAAUUUUUUUCCAUGCUUCCUUUUCCUGCUGCUGCUACUGCUGCUGCUCUAAUGAGUGUGCAACUUCUGCUGGGUGCCGGCCGCUCUGCUGCCCUCCCUUAGCCCUCCUCUCUUUCUCUGGCACUUUGACACAGGAGGGGAAGGGUCUUCACCCUCUCCUGUUCUGGGCUUGGAAUACGGGUGUUGUCCUGCACUUCUUCAUUCAUUCGCCUCGGGGUGCUUUUAAUAGCUGUUGUUGUUUUUUAAUUCCUGCAGCUGCUGUAUUGGUUCGAGUUUACAAAUCGAAAGGCGAAUUGAACUGUUAAUUAACUUUAUUUUUAUUCCCAAUUGCAUGAUGGGAGUGAAUCGGCAUGGCCACUGUGUUGUUUAACAAACUCUGUCUUUCUUUCCCUACCUUCCUCCCCUCUUCCUCGACCCCUCCUCUUACCUCAUUUUCCCAUCCUGAACAAUUUUCAUUCUCCUGCCCCAUGCAAAUCUAUCUUUUUCUUUCUUUCUUUCUUUCUUUCUUUCUUUCUUUCUUUCUUUCUUUCUUUCUUUCUUCCUUCCUUCCUUCCUUCCUUCCUUCCUUCCUUCCUUCCUUCCUUCCUUCCCUUUUCUCUUUUCCCUUUUCCCUUUUCCCUUUUCCCAUUUCCCAUUUCCCAUUUCCCAUUUUUUGCUUCUGUGGCACUUUAUUCUCCUCCUCCUCCUCCUCUCUCUUUUUCUCUCUCUCUCCUUCCUCCCUCGCACUGAUGCCCAACCCACCCCCAUUGCCUUCCGCCCGGUGACGAAACGAGGCAGUUCUGACGCUGUCUGCUCCCCCCGUAGUGCCAGGCUUCUGUUGUACAGUCGGGGUGGACUGGAAGUCUCUUACCACGCCCGCCUGCCUCCCCCUCACCACGGAUUAUUUCCCGGACCGCCAGAGCCUUCAGAACGACUACACCGAAGGGUGCUAUGACCUGCUGCCCGAAGCAGAUCUGGACAGGUACACUUACCCUGCGGCUGAAAUCGGAGAGCUGUCCCUGUCCCAUUGGGUGCUUUGGGAUGCUGAACUGGCUGGGCUAGGCUGGGCCUGGUCACCAGUGGCUGGAGAAAUAGCAAGCAAUUUGGAGGGCAGGGGGGGGUCGCAGCCAGGCCAGCUUCUUCCAGGUAGUGCCCCUGGUGGUGAACAUGAGAAGAGCCCUAGUGAAUCAGGCCCAUGGCCCAUCUAGUCCAGCCUCCUGCCCUCACAGUGGCCAACCAGAUGCCUUCUUCUGGGAAACCCCACAAGCAAGACUUGAACAACAAGAGCCCUCUCCCCUCCUGGGGAGACAGAGCAUAGCUGUCAUGACUAGGAACUGCCAGUAGUCCUCUCCCCAACAAAUUUGCCCAAUCCUCUCCCCCCCCCAAUUUUUUUAUUCAUUUUAUAACACAAAUAAACAAUACAAAUGUGAAGAUUUUUGUGGUAAAAGUAAGUGUGAUAAAGGGAUGCGGGUGGUGCUGUGGAUUAAACCACAGAGCCUAGGACUUGCCGAUCAGAAGGUCGGCGGUUCGAAUCUCCGCAAUGGGGUGAGCUCCCGUUGCUCGGUCCCUGCUCCUGCCCACCUAGCAGUUCGAAAGCACGUCAAAGUGCAAGUAGAUAAAGAGGUACCGCUCCAGCAGGAAGGUAAACGGCGUUUCCAUGCGCUGCUCUGGUUCGCCAGAAGCGGCUUAGUCAUGCUGGCCACGUGACCCGGAAGCUGUACGCCAGCUCCCUCGGCCAUUAAAGCGAGAUGAGCACCGCAACCCCAGAGUCAGUCACUACUGGACCUAAUGGUCAGGGGUCCCUUUACCCUUUAAGUGUGAUAAAAAAAUGGUUUAAAAUUAUGAUAUAUGAAACUGCUAAAGAUGAGGUAAAAAGAAAAUCAGACGGGGGGACUUGGGGAAGCUCACCUAACAAUGUUUAGAAAAAAUAAGGAUAAGACAAGAAUUUGUUUGUAUGCCCAAUCCUCUUUUAAAGCCAUCCAAACUGGCGGCCAUCACUGCCUCCUGUGGCAGCAUGUUCCGCAGUCCAGCUAUGCACUGUGUAAAGGAAGACUUCCUGAAUCUUCCAGCCUCCCCCUUCAUGGAGAAAGCCGUCUGGUUGGCUGCUGUGGGAAGAGGGUGGUGCCUGAUUGGCUGCCUGAGGUAGGGACAACUAACUCACUGCCCGCCUUUUCCCUUCUCAGGAGGGACGAGGAAGGUGUGCAGAUGACGGCCCAGCAAGUGUUUGAGGAGUUCAUAUGCCAGAGGCUUAUGCAGGGCUACCAGCUCAUCGUGCAAAGCAAGCCUCAGAAGCCGCCUGCAGCCGUCCAGCCGCCUCUCAGCAGCAGCCCCUUGUACAGCAGAGGUGAGGGCCUGCCCAAGACCUCCAUUUUAAGGAGGGAGAUUAAUGAGUUCAGAUUAGCCCUUUGCUGACUUGGAAAUGCAGUUGAGCAAUGGUGGGAGACAAGCCCUCUUCCCAGGCUAUGCCUGUACAACACCCCUCACCAGCCUUGCUUUGCACCCUCCUGGAGUGGUUUUGCCUGGCUGCGAUGUGUCAUUGAACUCCGAUUGUGUCUCUGGCUUGCCGGAUGGAGGGGAGAGAUGGUGGCGGUGCAUGCAUGUGUAGAAAGCAGCCUACUGUACAGAGUUAAAAUGCUUCUGUGUUUUUAUUGCUGCAAACCACUUUGAUAUAUACCGUAUUUUUCGCUCUAUAAGAUGCACCAGACCAUAAGACGCACCUAGUUUUUGGAGGAGGAAAACAAGAAAAAAAGAAUUCUGAAUCUCAGAAGCCAGAACAGCAAGAGGGAUCGCUACGCAGUGAAAGCAGCAAUCCCUCUUGCUGUUCUGGCUUCUGUGAUAGCCGCGCAGCCUGCAUCCGCUCCAUAAGACGCACACACAUUUCCCCUUACUUUUUAGGAGGGAAAAAGUGAGUCAUAGAGCAAAAAAUACGGUAUAUAUAUUUAUUUACGAUAUAUUUGAGAUAUAUAUAUAUUUAUUUACGAUACCCUUCCUACAAACCAGGCCUCGUGUCACGAAUCCGGGCUGAAGAGGAGGACCAGUACUGGCUGAGCAUGGGUCGCACCUUCCACAAAGUGGUAUUGAAGGACAAAAUCAUUACCGUCACUCGGUAUUUGCCAAAGUGAGUAACUUCGGCAGCCUUAGGUCAGGAGUGAGGAACCCUUUUGGCUCUGUGGGCCAAAAUCCAUCCAUUCUUCCUUCUUUCCUUCCUUCUGUCAAAUCUGAUUGAGAGGUGGGUUUUACCACCCACCCGUCAGAAUCCCUUGCAUGAGGUUUCCAGGUUUGGGAGCCAUAGCGCAAGGGGCGUUGCCAGCCAUACACUUUGCAAGCCUCGCACGCUUCUCCUUUCCACCUUGGAUGAUGGAACAAGUCCCUCUCCUACAAGGCACAGUGUUUGGUUUGUUAUAUAUAGGGGGUGAGGUGAUCUUCUGGGUAUUGAUCUUCAGAUGGAACUCCAGGGCCAAUGUGGACUAGCUGCUUGGCUUUAAAAAAUAUGAAAAUAAAAAAGCUUGUGGGUUUGAGUUGCCUUUGUUUUCUCUGUUCUCUUUAGGUAUCCGUAUGAAUCAGCCCAGAUAAACUACACCUACAGCCUGUGCCCUUCCCACUCUGACUCUGAGUUUGUCUCUUGCUGGGUUGAGUUUUCCCAUGAGAGGUUAGAGGAAUACAAGUGGAAUUACCUGGAUCAGUACAUCUGCUCUGCAGGUUCAGAGGAUUUCAGGUAAGUGCUGAGCAGCCUUCAAUAACCUGGUGCUCUCCAGGCAUGUUUGAAAUUCACCAGGCGCAUUUUGCAUCUGGCUAUCGGCCACUUGCGACCAAGUGAAGAUGCCUGAGUGCCAGGAUGGUGCCUGACGUCUCCACCAUCUGGAGGUGCAUGCCUGGGGAUCCUUGGAUUUUCCCUGUUUUCAUCACAUCCUAUAGAAUUCUACCUGUGAUAUUUUAUCUGCAUGAUCGGAACAAAUUUCAGGAGCCAAAAAGUUCCAUUGAAAAAUAUGACUUUUGAGCCGUCCGGCCACAAAAUGGCAGCAAGAACUUCUGUUUCGGCAACCGUAACCAUGGUUUAAGGAGACAUUUGGUACCUAGCUUAUAUAUCUGAGUUUUUAACACUGAUCUCCAGCUGUGUUUGAUAUCAGUUCUUCAGAAGAAUAGGAUGAACUCCUAAAGCAGCAUAAAAAUGUUUCUUUUGAUACUUUUAGGCUUGUUUUCUCAUAGUAAUUUGGGCAAUUUGUCUAUGUCUGGCUGGCUGCUCCCUGUAUUGCAUGGAAAUCUUACUUGUGUUGGAUUUGUGUGUGUUCUGGCUGUGACUGCUCUGCAUCUUUUUUAAUGUAACAGACUUGUUUUGCUUUGUUUUGUUUUGUUUUUAAAAAAGAAGCCCACAACUCUGGUCUCUGGAGUGUGGCAGCAACCCAAUACAGCCACUGCAGCUCCUGCAUCAAGUUUGAGAAGGAGAUGCUUCGAUGGGGAUCUUCUUGUGUACAGGGGAGGGAGCCAUGUCAACCUCUGGGCUGCAGGCUGGCCAGCAGCCCCUUGCCUGGUUGCCCCACGUGGCCAGGAAGCAUCCCCUCCUGGCACCCAAACUCUGAAGUAGUAUGAGAGUUUGGCUCCUCCUUUGCUGCCAGGCUGCAAGGGGUGAGCGCAGAUGGGUAGGAAGAGGUGUAGAAAUCUGUAAAAUAUGUUUGCAAGGUUGGUUGACUUGAUACUUAACUCAAUUUGAGCAGCUUGGCAGACGUUUGCCAUACAUGACACAGAAUCGGAAAAUUUUAGAAUUGGGAAGGGUCUUCCUGCAAGGCAGGAAUCAUGGCCAAAGAAUCCCUGACAGAUGGCCAUCCAACUUCUUGUUUAAAAACCUCCAGUGAAGGAGAGUCCACCACCUUCCAAGGGAGCCUGUUCCAGUGUCGAAUGUCUCUCACCAUCUGGAAGUUCUUCCUAAUCUUUAGUUGGAAUCUCCUUUAUAGUGGUACCUCGGGUUACAGACGCCAGUGUGGUGUAGUGGUUAAGAGCAGUAGACUCGUAAUCUGGUGAACCGGGUUCGAUUCCCCGCUCCACAUGCAGCUGCUGGGUGACCUUGGGCUAGUCACACUUCUCUGAAGUCUCUCAGCCCCACUCACCUCACAGAGUGUUUGUUGUGGGGGAGGAAGGGAAAGGAGAAUGUUAGCUGCUUUGAGACUCCUUAGGGUAGGGAUAAAGCGGGAUAUCAAAUCCAAACUCUUCUCUUCUUCAGGUUACAGACUCCGCUAACCCAGAAAUGGUACCUCGGGUUAAGAGCUUUGCUUCAGAAUGAGAACAGAAAUUGUGCUCUGGUGGUGCGGUGGCAGUGGGAGGCCCCAUUAGCUAAAGUGGUACUUCAGGUUAAGAACAGUUUCAGGUUAAGAAUGGACCUCCAGAACGAAUUAAGUUCUUAACCCGAGGUACCACUGUAUUGUCCAAAGACAUACGCACAUUAUGAUUUCCAUGUGUUUCUCCACCCCACCCCCCUUGGCUUCCCCCCAGUCUCAUUGAGUCGCUGAAAUUCUGGCGGACUCGCUUCCUGCUGCUGCCGGCCUGCAUCAGUGCCACGAAGCGCAUCAUGGAGGGCGAGGCGCACUGCGACGUCUACGGGGGCAAGGCUCGCUCGGACGAGGAGGAGUGGCAGCUCCUGGAUGGCUUCAUCCGCUUUGUGGAGGGGCUGAACCGCAUCCGCAGGCGCCACCGGUCGGACCGGAUGAUCCGGGUGAGCCGGUGACCUGAGCCAGCGCUCUCCGAAUUUUUGUGGGCCCCUUCACACAUUCUGCAAGCCGUAUCGGGGCCUUGUGGCCUGCAUGCUGACUUUUGGCAGGGAGCUGCCGCCAGCCCCUGCUCCCUUGCGAGCCUACCUGCUCGUGAUGCUCGUCAGUCUUUGUACCACUCAUGCUUUUUCUCCACACCUUUGCCAGAUUUUAAUUCUCAUGGGAGUCAAACAGGUAUAAAACUGAUGUAACAAUUUCCUAGUGGAGACUGAGCUGAGGAGGGAUUUUUCUAAUCACAGUCCUACAGUUGAAGAGCUACUGAAACGUCAUGUGACUUAAUACCUCUGGCUCCAUGGUAGAGUACAGGCCUCUCCCCACAACAUGGGAGUUACAUUCCCAGGUAACACACAUGUGCAUGAAAUUGCGUAUAGUGGGGACAGCCUCUAAACCUCUGGAAAUCCUUGAAAAAAACCCUUUUAAAAACCAGCAGCACUUACCAGACUGGCACAAAUCACUCCCUACAAACCAUUCUCAAACUCCCAACUCUCCACAGGCCUCAAAGGUCAGUGCAAAGGCUUAUGGGGUUGAAGUUGCCAAGGCUAACCAUCCCCCCGCUCUCUUUGCACCAUUUUGCAGUUUAAACCGAUUAAUUUCCCAGUGCUGCACGUAUGCAUGGCCGCAUGCGAGUCAAACACACGUAUCUGGGGAGACUUCUAUACCGGCUCUGCAUUCAGAAAGUCCCAGGUGCAGUCUCUGUUGGCAUCGCCAGACUCCCUGCCUUAAAAACUAAGGAACCACUGCCAGCCAGUGUAGGGAGUACUGAGCUAGCCAGACCAAUACUCUUGACUUAGUAUAAGUGAGAUUAUGAUGUUCUUGUGACCUGUUUGUUUUCUCUGUGUGUUUCCCCCUCUUCCCUUUCCAUUGCCCCCCAAUGAUCCCUUUCUAUUUAGAAAGGGACCACUAUGAAAGGCUUGCAGAUGGCGGGUCCGCUUUCCGCUCAUUCUUUGGAACCGUCCGGGCCUCCCCUCUGGGUAAGAAGGGGACCUCUGCACUCUCGGCUCUGCUGGAGAUGGAAGCCAGCCAAAAGUGAGUUGGGACACUAAGCAAUGUGUUGAGUGUCAUGAAUUAUUAUUUUUUUAAAUAGUUUUUAUUGAGAAUUUCAACAUAACAAAUUAUCAAAAACAUAUCAUCUUCAUUUCCCCCCCUCCCCAAGAAAAACCCACCCACCCCCAGACUUCCCUCAGCUUCUCUCUCCAGUUUUUCAACACAUAUAAUUCUCUGCAUAUUAUAAAAUAGUAAAGAUCCUUAAAUUAUUUAUCUAUUAUGUUAACAAUAAUAAAUUUAUGUAUGUUUAUUCAAAGAGUGUCAUGAAUUCUACUCAUAUUGAUCCAGAGCAAAUUCCAGCAUAUAAUUAGCAGAGUAAAAUCUAAAACACGUUGCUGGAUUCCCAAAGGCAUAGACUAGAGGCAAUUAAUAUUCCAUCCAGCAGACCUUUACUGCUACUGGAAGGCAAAUGAGCAUAACGGUCACAAAUCCAAUACAUUGAGGAUUGGCACUGUCCGUAAGAAAUCCAGUUGCAGCAGGCUUGACUUAACAAUAACUUAUAAUAAGACUAAAACCUUAACACUAAGCAUACUAUGUACAGAACACCACAGCAGAAGGAAAAAGAGAUAGAAAAGAGUGAAUCCCAGGCUCCUUCUGGCCUUAUUAUUUAUAUUCAGCAUGACCUUGACAGAAAGAGAUAACAGAACCAGUUUAAGCCAGCUGUGCUCAGCUUCUCUGAAGGAAUAACCCAAACAUCAUGAACCUUCUGCUUGUUUCUAGGCAGAAUAGGAACUUACGUGUCAGCUAGAAACUUCCAGCUUGCACCUGUUUGUAUCACGCAGAGAAGCUUCCAGAGCCCUCUUGAAUUAAUUAGAAUAGGAAAGAUCUCUCCACAUAUAGGAAAGAUCUCUCCACAUCAGAUCAAUAAUUUCUGAACCAGAGCAACCGACGUGACUUUGUGCAACAGGCCACAUUCUGCGCAGAAACACACAUGCAGGUUGAAAGGGUCAAGUGGGCAGCCAAACUGUUCUUGUGGUUACUGCCCGCAAAUAAGAAGUGUGAGUUCAUCCCUCUGUUCUGCCUGCACUUUCUUCUCCAGGACCCUGGGAGAGCAGCAGGCGGCGGCAGCAGCAGCAGCACUUGCUGGGAAGAGCUCCAGCCAGCCAGCCGAGAACAGCAGCAGCAUCGCCAUGACACCAACGUAUGUGGACAGUCCACGCAAGGUAAGGACAUGGCCUCUGGGGCUUGGUUUCAAAGAGGCCACGUUUGCCCCAUGCAUGUUGCUGGCAUGGACCCAUCUGCUAACUCUUCCGGCCGAGCUGUAGCCUCACUCGCUCCAUGCGGGGUCAUGACUCUGUUGUCUGUGUGAGGGAAUUCCAGAGGGUUUGACCACACCGUCCGGGAAAACGUAAAGAGACACAAUGAGGAAUCUUGAGUGGUGUCUGUAACAGCUUCCGGUUUGGAUGACUUUAAAAGCGGGGUUCGUCCCGUUCACUGAGGACAAGACCAUCAGCGGCUGCAAGCCAGUGAUAGCUGUGCUCUCCUCCUCUGUCAGAAGCAGUACACUCAGGAACCACAAGUGGGGAGAGCACUGCUACGUCCAGGUCCUGCUUGUGGUUGUCUUCUCUUUGGACUAGAUGGGCCAUUGGCCUGAUCCAGCAGGCUCUUCUUGUGUUCUUACAGUGGUGCCUCGCAAGACGAAAUUAAUCCGUUCCGCGAGUCUCUUCGUCUUGCGGUUUUUUCGUCUUGCGAAGCACGGCUAUCAGCGGCUUAGCGGCUAUUAACGGCUUAGCGGCUUUAAGAAAAGGAAACAAACUCGCAAGAACUCGCAAGACGUUUCGUCUUGCGAAGCAAGCCCAUAGGGAAAUUCGUCUUGCGGAACGACUCAAAAACGGAAAACUCUUUCGUCUAGCGAGUUUUUCGUCUUGCGAGGCAUUCGUCUUGCGGGGCACCACUGUACAUGUGUACGUAGCCUUGUGCAAACGAGUGUCUGUGAGGAACUAUUUGCAGCCCUUCCACUUCAGCAGAAUCCAUCCAGUCCCUUUGGCUUGGUCCAGCUGCUGUGUUUUUGUUUUGGUUUUACACUGGCUUCUUCAAAACUUAACAAAAACACGGGUGGACAGGGAGUUUCUCUGGGUCAGCCAAGCUACCUGGAUUUGUGCAUCCUUUAAAGGAGAGAGGGUGCAGGUGUGAAACAGGGAGCCGGUUUGGAAAGGACGUCGGACAGCCGUCCUCCCAAGCCUUUGUAAAUGUUCACCAUGCUGAAGGGCCUUUGCGUUGGUGUUUCAGUGUGAUCUAUCGGCUGUGCGGAGCAGUUAACCAGGUUGAAAUUAAAAUAAGCUGAAUGCGCUGGCAUUCUAUGCCUUUUCUGAUAACAUCGUCGGCCUGGAUAGCUCAGUUGGUUAGAGCGUGGUGGUGCCAGGGUUGCAGGUUCGAUCCCCAUAUGGCAGUGGUGGCCAAACUUGGCCCUCCAUCUGUUUUGGAACUACAGUUCCCAUCAUCCCUGGCCACUUGUCCUGUUAGCUAGGGAUGAUGGGAGUUGUAGUCCAAAAACAGCUGUAGGGCCAAGUUUGGCCACCACUGCCAUAUGGGUACAGCUGCAUACUCCUGCAAUACAGGGCAUUGGACUAGAUGAUCCUCAGGGUCCCUUCCAUUUCUACAAUUCUGUGAUUCUAUGAAGGGCAGAGGAUUGGAGCUCUUGGGAGUUCUAAAAGUGCAUCGCAUUAUUAUCCCAGUAUUGCAGAGAAUGGGCUGAAGCUGAAACCCAGUGCCUUGCUUCUGCUACCAACUGGCAAAGUAUCCUCAGGCAAGGUUUAAGAUGGAGUUAAUGCAGUUCCCAUGCUUAGUCACACCAUGCUAGGAGUUACCUUGGCUAUUAAGACCCAGGUUGCGUAUCUAGGAAACUGCUGCACCAAGAAAGGCAUUAGAUGCACCAUCAUGGAGCAAAGGCCUCUCCUGAUCACAUGUGAAAAACCUGGAGAAACUCCACCCUCCUAGUGAAACUGAGAAAUAAAGUUAUGCAUGGCAAGGAGAGAUGCUGCAGCUCAUGGACAUACAGUGAAACUGAAUGUUGGAGAAUUCAGGAUGGGUGAAAGAAAGUCCUUUUCACACAAGAGUUAAACUUCCAAAGGCAAUGAUGGCCAACAGCUUAUGAGAGUCUUUGAAAGAGGAUUCAACAAAUCGAUGGAGGGGCAUAAGGCUAUGUUCUCACUCCACUGGUGGAGACAGUAAAUGCCUCUGGAUACCAGUUGCUAGAAACCACAGAAGGGGAGAGCGCUGUUGUUGUACUCAAGUCCUGCUUGUGGGUUUCCCUUGGCAACAUACAGUAGACCUCCCCGCUCCAGGAAAGACACCCCCUUGCGCCCCUUCCCCAUACUUUGAAUGGAUGAUGUGCUUGCAGGAAAGCGGGUGUGUUUUGCAUGCCUUCCCAUUGCUAUGCAACCUUCCUUGCUUCUUGAAAUUAAGAGCCCCCAUGCUGUUAUGCUAGGACCUUGUGGUCAGGGCAAUGGAAAAAUCCAGAAUGUGGACAGGGAUUGAGCACAAAAUUUGGUUUGCUUGGAAUCUCAGCUUGCUUGCUUGCUUGCUUGCUUGUCCGUUUGUUUGAAGGGCAAGUUUCUAGCCCUCAUGCCUGAGAGGAAAGCAUGUGGGAGAUGCCUGACGAAAUCCCAGACACCAGAGGAAUGGUGGAGUUAGAUGUUUCAUGCCUGCAAGAAGUGUCUGUGUCAUUUCGCUCUUCCCGUGGCAAGCAAAGCAGAUUCAAGAUGCAGAGGUCACGCAUGCUGCAGACUCCUGCUUUCUUCAGUGCAGAAUUUUGAUUCCCAGGGUGCAUGGAUCCCUAAUGACUUUGUUUUCAGGGUGUUGAAGCCCUCCUGGCCCGGCAUGCGGUGCUUCAAAGUGCUUGCUCUUUUCACCCUGGGGGAGGCCCCUCUCUGGGUGCUGGAGGUGUUUCCUCCCCCUUCCUUGCCGCCUCCUUUGCCCUUCCUCCUCUUCCUGAUGGUGACAGUUCUGCACAAACGUGUGUCUUCCUCCCCAUCUUGUUCCUGCUGCUGCCACCCACGGCUUUUUGCUCUGAUGCCUUCAGGAUGGGACCUUCUUUGUGGAGUAUGUCCGGAGCCCACGCACAGCGUCUGCCUUCCACACGCAGGUCAGUUUCCUGACAGGCCCCUGCUGUCCCUUGGUGCAGCUGGUCUUUUUAGCGGAGCCCCAUUAUCUCUCCCUCCGCUACCACUUCUGUUCUCCUCUUCCUGGGUUCUUAUGGAACUCCCUCCCACUGGAGGCAGUGAUGCUGGGAUUGCUUUAAAAGAGGGUCAGGCAAAACAACAGAGGAGAAUAAGGAUAUUAGUGGCCACCAGCCAUGACGGCUCUGUUCUGCCUCCACGGUCAGAGGCAGCGAUGGUUCUGAAUGCCAGUUUCUGCAAACCACAGAAAGGGAGACUCGUCUUGCACUCAUCCCCUGCUUGCAGGUCUCCCAGAAGGGGCAACUGGUUGGCCUCCUUGAGGAACUGGAGGCUGGACUAGAUGGGCCGCUGGCCUGAUGUCCUCUCUCCUGUUGGGCCCUGAGGGUUCUGCAUCCCAGGAGGCUCACACCGUCUUCUGCGGCCAGGCAAGAUCUUUUUGCGGUGCGUGACCUGCUUCUAACAGUUUUGAGAGCAGAGGAUGCUGGAAUUGCAGGAGGUGGAGGGAGGACGAAAGUGCCAUUGGGAACAUGCAGUACCGGUUAAUAUAUAAUGAGAGCUGUUCGUUCCUCUUCAGAGAAGGCUGGAGGGGAUCCAGGGCGAGGCUGGCUCUGCAAUUCCAAGCAGAGCAUCUGUUCCUCCUGGCUGCUGAGACAGUGUCAUGUAGGUGGUGAGGGGGGAGGGUGUGAGGGUGUGAAGUGUGGGGCAGCGGGGAGGUGUCAUAUAAGCUGGGCCUGCAGGAAACCAUCCGUCCCCAGGUGGGGAGGGGGCUGCAAUGACGCUAUUCGUUCCUCUUUCCCCCACCCUCCCUUUUUAAUCGUUUUUUGUUGCCUUCUUGCAAAGUGAAAUAAGAGUCAAUAGAACUUAAAUAACUGCUUAAAUAACCUGAAGAGGGUUUCUUGUGUUCAGAAAGAUAAUGAAGGUUGCAAAUCACUCGACUGUGGUGUGAAUUGAAACGCCUCUGGGAAAACAAAAACAGAUUGUCUCUCAACUCGGAACCCUGAUUUAGAGAUGGUGGUGGAGGGUUUUGAAAGCGGCUGAGAUUUUAUUCAUUUGUCGCCUUCAUCUCCCACCUUUUUCUCCCAAGGAGCUCAAGGUGACGUACAUGGUUCCCCCUUUCCUCAUUGAAUCCCCACAACACCUCUGUGAGGUAGGACAGGUAGGGACAGACCUGAGGCCAGGCCCAGUGAGCUUUGUCGUUGAGUGGGAAAUUGAGCCCUAGUCUCCCAGGUCCAAGUCGGAUGCUCUACCACUGAACCACCCCUUCAAAGGAAUUAGGAGGAUGGUAUCCGUUAACGAUUGCUUAUGAAAUUAGAUGGAAGUUUUGCUCAGCGUCGGAACAGAUUCAUAGGUGCUCAAGACAAUCAUUAAUUUUAAGACCUUAAUUUGGACUGUGAUGGUUCCCUCUCUUCCCUUAGCCCCGCUGCCGGCUGAGGCCUUCAGUGCUUCAUUUGUGCGCAUGCACCCCUGUGCCUCAUCUACCAAAGCUUUGACAUACUGUGUUGUUAGCAGCAGAUGGGAUCCGUUUUGGGGGCAGCUGGCCUCGUUUUGACGUGGAGGCUUUUGAGGCUCGCAUUCCUUCCAGAAGGUUCUUUGUUGUUCAUUCCACCGCAACUCCCAAGCCUUCCCUUGGAUCGUCCCACUUUCCAGUCCUUGGGGGGGGGGGAAUGUUCUGUGUCAUCACACAAGCUGCAAGCCUGACUGGUCGGAGGAGAGGAGGAGGAGAACGUCUCAGCUCCUCUCCCCUUCCCCGAAAACUCAAAUUUUAUGUUAUUGCAUUUCAAACCACCUUUUUUUCCUCCUAAGGAGCUCCAGGUGACGUACAUGGUUCCUCCCCUCCUCAAACAGCCCUGUGAGAUACCAUAUUUUUCGCUCUAUAAGACGCACUUCCCCCUCCUGAAACUUAAGGGGAAAUGUGUGUGUGUCUUAUGGAGCGAAUGCAGGCUGCACAGCUAUCCCAGAAGCCAGAAGAGCAAGAGGGAUCGGUGCGCAGCGAUCCCUCUUGCUCUUCUAGCUUCAGGGAUAGCCACGCAAAGCCUCUGGAGCGCAGCUGGAGUGCUCCUCCCUCUUUGCUCAAGAGGCUUUGCGUUGCUUUCUUUUUUCUUGUUUUCCUCCUCUGAAAACUAGGUGCGUCUUAUGGUCGGGUGCGUCUUGUGCAGCGAAAAAUAUGGUAGCUUGGGCUACGAGGCAAUGAUUGGCCCAUCCAAGGUCACACGCCUAGUGAGCUUCAUAGUUAAGUGGGGAUUCGAACCCUGGUCUCCCACAUUCUAGCUCCAACAUACUAACCACUACACUGCACUGGCUCCCUUGAGGGCUUAUCUUAAACAGAAGAGGCAACUCGUACAAUUUCAUAAUCCAGGGUUCUGGUUUUUUUCAGUAAAGUUGUGAAAUGCAAAACACUUCCCAUGAGCUGAGAGGAAGCAGUAAGUGUCCCAAGAAAGGAGCAAAACUGGAGGCAGCAGUGCUUUCUGGAGACCAGUUGCUGGAAACCUCGGGAGGCGAGAGGGCUCUGGUGCCUGGGUCCUGCUUCCAGGUUUCCAACCCCACAGACAUCUGGUUGGCCCCUGUGAGAACAGGGUGCUGGACAAGAUGGUCUGUUGGCUUCAUUCAGCCGGGCUCUUCUUAAUGUUCUUCUGUGGACCCUGAACUCCGCUGCCAGAUAGGUUGGCCUCUCAUCACCUCGCGACAGGAUUCCUCUCCAGGGAAUGAGGAAGGGGCCACAGAUCGGCCAUUCCCAGCACCCUUAGCAAACCACAGUUCCCAGGAUUCUUUGGGGGCAGCCAUGUGCUUUCGAUGAUGGUCUGGGGAAUUGCGCUUGUGGUGCUGCGCUCUACAAAAUACCACAGCGUGGUGACUCCAAAAUGGGCAUUUCCCAGCACUCUGAAAUGCCUUCCUUCUACCAUAGGCAAAGCAUCAUGUAUUGGUUGCUCCAGGUGUCUUCUAAAGUCUAAUCUUCCUGCCCAGGUUUUCCCUGAUCUAGAAGACUGGAACCUGAAAUUACUGAAUGCCUGUUUCUAUAAUACUGUUCUCAUGUUUUGUAUCUCUGAGGUUGUUUUUAAAAAUAAUAAUAAUAAUUGGGUUUUUAUGUUGUAUUCAUAUAUGGCUUUUCAAUAGCAAUCGGUUUAGAUUAAUGCUGCUAAAUUAAAUAAAUGAAUUGUGCCCACAGAGGAGUUGCCUUUCUUUUCCUCCUCAGGUCUCGAUUGAUCAGACAGCCCCUGCCACUCUCGAGGGCGUUGCGCUGAGCAACGCAAGCCAGUCCACAGACAGGAGCAUCAGCCAAGCCUUUGCCAGCUCCCAGAACUUAGGAGACCAGGGAUCUGCCACAUCUGGUUCCAUUGAGAACAGGUGAGUCGGUUGCCACAGGUAAAAGGCUCAUUGUGGGCCUGUUUGGUCUGUAUACCUACGAAAUUGCCUUUCCCCAUACAUUCCCACUUAGCCACUCUGAUCAGCAGAACUGUUCCUCAUUUGUAAGAAAUAGAUUUCAUUUUUUUUGUGUGGCAGCACCUAGACUUUGGAACUCCCUGCCACUUGAGAUCAGAAACCUUCGCUAUGUUCUUUUCGACACCUCUUAAAUACAUUUUUUGUUUAGACAAGCCUAUCCAGAUGUUUAGAUAGUCAGUGCAAGUUUUAAUCUGCUUUUAGCCUAUUGUUAUUUUCACUUUUUGAAAGUUUUAAAUUGUGGUUGUUUUUCUCGUUGGUAAUUUGAUCGUCUUUUUUGUAAACCGCUUUGAGAGGUUUAAAAACAAACAAAAUAAAGCGGUGUAUAAAUUUUAUGAAAUAAAUGUAAUAAAAUAAAUCUCCGGGCUGUCCCAGACUUGAGAUGACACAGCUAUAUUGUCUAGAGUUAACUUUUUGUAAAAUCUGUAUGGGCAGCAGAGCGACUGUACCUGAAUUACAGAAGCUGGUAGAUGUUUAGGCUCCUGCUUUCCGAAGCCCGGCACGGCCUUGAAAGGAGGACAGACUCUUGAUAAUGGAGAGAGACUUAAGGAAAGAGACAAAGGUAGAGAGAAGAAAGUCCUUCUUCAUGCGGCGCAUAGCUAGUUAAACUAUGGGACAGAGGGCAGUGGAGUCCGCAAACCUAGACUGGGUUUAAAACUGGAUUGCACAAAUUCGUGGAGGAGGGGCUUCCUGAUGACUACUAGCUAUGAUGGCUGUGCUGUGCCUCCAUGUUUGGAGGGCAGCAAUGCUUCUGAAUACCAGUUCCUGGAAACCACAGGAGGGGAGACGGCUCUUGUGUUCAGGUCCUGCUUGUAGGCUUCCCACUGGGGCAUCUUGUUGGCCAGUGCGAGGAGGGAGGACGGACUCCCGCCCCACCCCCGCUUGGCCUGAUCCAGCAGGUUUUUCUUAAGUUCGAAGCAGCUGGAGGGCCUUAAGUAGUUAGGGAAGGCUGCCUGAAAUGAGUCAAAUUGAGCUGGCGGCUAAAUAUAUUUAUAUGGUGUGUUGUUUUUUUUAACUUUGCAGCUCUCAGCCAUCCUCAGCAAGCUCCCUGACCUCAUCCUCUACUUUGAUAGAGAUCCUUGAAGCCAUGAAGCACCCCACGUAAGGGCAACUUCUCUCUCUCGCCUCUUAGGCAGUCAACAUUAAGCUACCCCGUGCAGAGUCAGGUCAUGGGUCCAUCUAGCUCAGUAUUGUCCACACUGGCUGGCAGAGACUACAGGGUUUCAAAUGGGGGGGGGGGGGUUGUCUCUCUCAGUUCUACCUAGAGAUGCUGUCAGAACUUUAACCUGGGGGCUUUCUGCUUGCAAAGCAGAUGCUAUGGCCCUGCCCCUAAAAAUAAGAUUUCUAGUCCUCAUGCUUCUGAAUAAAGGGUCGAUGUAACUGGGAAGCAGCCUCAUACUGAGUGUCUCAGGAGCGUGCCAGUCAGUUGGAGAUAAAAGAGUUGGAGUUAACUCGAAUUCCACAGACUUGGUUGAGUGUCAGGCCUAGUGAACAGAGCAGCUCAUUCCUGCUGGUCUUAGUCCAUGAAAAUCAGUUGCCAACACUGAAAGUCCCUGCUUCCUCACAGCCUGUCUAAGUCCCCUCCUCUCUAGGGCUUUUUCCAAGCAAUUGGAGACUGCGAUUGCAUGCAUCCAACCAACCUCUCCUCUGCCCUUUUACUGCCUCUCCUGGUUCUGGGAGACAAGGCGGGAAGAGAGUUUGUUGCAGCAGGAGGGGGAGACACUCGUGACUCUUCGCCAGCCUGAUUCAGCUUUGCCUCUUGCUCCCCCCCACUCUUUCCAGCCUCCUCUUCUGCCUCUGAUUCUGGACUCCUCUCUGUCACAGACUCCUCCAGCUCACUAACCUCUGACACCUUUUUCCAGUCUGUUCCCUCGGACCACUCAUCAUUGCCCCACCACCACUUCCCGAGCUCUGAGCGUUCUUCCCUUGGUGGCUUCCCACCUGGUGCCUCCCACCACUCCUCUGCAGCCAUCCGGUUCAUGACACCAAGCUAGACCAUUGGUUCAGCUUGCUCAGUGUUCGUCUACAUGGACGGGCCGUGGCUCUCUGGACCGGAGUCUUUCUCCCAGCCCUACCUAGCACUGCCAUUAGGGAUUGAACUUGUGUAUGCAAAGCAGAUGGUCUGCCACUGAGCUGCAGCCUUCCCCAGCCCAGAUAGUCUUAGUAUCCUUCUCCAGAAGAACAGACCACAAGUGGAUACACCUGCAUGUCAAGGGCUGGCAAGGGGAACAAUAUUAACCCUGCCUGUGUUAACAUUCUGUCCCUUCUCCCGCUGGGCUUCAGCACAGGGAUCCAGCUGCUGUCAGAACAGAAGGGGCUCUCCCCGACCUGCUUCAUCAGCGCGGAGGUGGUCCACUGGCUGGUGAACAUGGUGGAAGGUGUGCAGACCCAGGCCAUGGCCAUUGACAUCAUGCAGGUGAGAAGAGCGUGCACACAUUCCUGUAUGGCUUGAUACCCUGAACCAGCUGCAAUUGAGACCUUUGCUUUACCAGGGUGCUAAUGGGCAUGAAAAGUGCCUCCCUUGGGCAAUAGGAAAGGCAACAGACUUCAGCAAUGGGCAGAGGGGUCCCAGGCAGUGUUCAAGAGAAGAAGGUGGAGCCCCCCUCCCCCCGCCAUAUUUUCAGCUCUUCACUUCACCCCAUAGUGCUGAAUGCGUACAUAAACACCCACUCAAGUUAUAGGGGGGUGGAAUACAAGGUGCAGUUGAGAGGACCCCUACUGGGAUGGUGGGGAGCCUGCCCCCUAGGCCCUGGAGACGACACGCUCUCCUGCCAGCCCUGGAGACCCUAACCCUGCUUCUGUCUGCAGAAAAUGCUGGACGAGCAGCUCAUCACCCAUGCCUCAGGAGAGGCCCUUCGCACCUUCAUCUAUGGGUUUUACUUCUACAAGAUCAUGGAAGACAAGGAGCAGGAGCGAGGUCAGGCUAUGUGUGGUGAAAGGCAACUUGCACCCCUUGUGGAGGCUUGGGUGGGUGUUUGGUGGGGGGGGCUUCCUCAGGGAUGCUGGUCUUGCAAUGGUAGCACUGGGCAUCCUGUAGAGAUGACGCAACACGCCAUUUCACAGGGAUCUCUCCUCCUUUUCUUCCUGCAGUGGGAAUCCAGCAGCCAGCCAUGUGGCACACGGCUGCCAAGGACGACUUUUCUGCCUUCCAACGGAAGUGGUUUGAGGUGGCCUUCGUAGCCGAGGAGCUCCUCCACUCUGAGAUCCCGGCUUUCCUUCUGCCUUGGCUACCCAGCCGCCCGGCCUCCUACGCCAGCAGGCACAGCUCCUUCAGCCGCAGCUUUGGAGGACGGAGCCAGGCAGCUGCGCUGUUAGGUGAGAUGAUGGCCGCAGGUGGUAUGGGGAGAAUUUAGCCCUUGCGGCUGUCAGAAACGCCACAGAGUUCAUGAUGUGUGCAUAAGAGGAAGAGAGGGUUUAAACCAGGCACUGUUAAGCAGGCACCUUCCAGAUGCUGGUUGGGGGCAGUAGCCCAGAACAUCUCAAGGGCAGCAGGAUCAUUGUAGGGCUGGGUAAUCUAAAUCUAAUUGCAAUACAGUGGUACCUUGGGUUAAGAAUUUAAUUCCUUCUACAGGUCUGUUCUUAACCUGAAACUGUUCUUUACCUGAGGUACCACUUUAGCUAAUGGGGCCUCCUGCUGCCGCCAUGAGAUUUCUGUUAUCAUCCUGAAGCAAAGUUCUUAACCCGAGGUACUAUUUCUGGGUUAGCGGAGUCUGUAACCUGAAGCGUAUGUAACCCGAGGUGCCACUGUAUACUACUUCAACAAGUUUCCAGAGUGGGGCUGAGAAGAUGGAAGUUUAGAUGGUCAAAUACAUCCUGUGGCCUCACUUUUCAAGACCACCAACAAAUAGAGAUAAGAAUUAAUCUCCGAUUCGGGCAGAACGUGAAAUAUGACUUAACCAAACUGUUCAUCUUGCCACCAUAUAAUAUUGGGUGUAGUCCAUCUCCAAUGUUCUGAUCCCCCCCCCUCAAUAAAAAUUGCAUUAAAUGGAGGGUAGAAAUGUAGGGUUGGAAUGGUACCCACAAGGGUCCUUUAGUCCAAUUGGCUGCAAUGCAGGAAUUACAGCUAAAAAAUGGCUGACAGAUGGCCAUCCAACCUUCAUCUGAAAACCCCCAGCGAAGGAGAGCCUACCUUCUUCUGGGGGGUCCAGUCCACUGUUGGCAAAGGCUGGUUAAAACAGCUGCCCCUAAAACCAGCAACCCCUGCUGAGCAUACAUAGGAAGCUGCCUUAUGUACUGAAUCAGGCCCAUUGCUGAGACCCUUCUGUAUUGUUUACUCAGAGAUAAGUCCUGUUCAGCCAAGGUCCCUUGCGCUUGUCAUUAGAAGCUUCCUCCUUGUAGUUCCCCCACUCUUAACGGCUUCCUGCUGUUCUGGUUCCCUGACUCACGGCAGCUGCCACAGUGCCGGAACAGCGGACGGUGACGCUGGACGUGGACAUCAACAACCGCACGGACCGCCUGGAGUGGUGCAGCUGCUACUACCACGGCAAUUUCUCCCUCAACGCCGCCUUCGAGAUCAAGCUGCACUGGAUGGCUGUGACGGCGGCCGUUCUCUUUGAGAUGGUGAGAGGGUUGGGCAGGAACGGUCCUUGCUGAGAACUGGCAUUAGAGAAUCGAAGGUUAGGCCAGUUUCUUUGGUGCGAGGAAAUAACAGCACUGCUGUAGUUACGCCUAUAAUUGUGGCGUUAUCUAGGUUUACGUUGUCCUGCUGAAGAAUUUGGUCGCAAACCACAAGUUUGGGGUGUUGCUGUGCCCUCAUAUGGGCCCUGGCAAGUGGCUCCUCUAGGCCUUUCUACCUCUCCCUCUCUUCCUCAAUGUGGCUCUGCUCCUUCUCCUCCCAGGUCCAAGGUUGGCAUCGCAAAGCCACUUCCUGUGGGUUUCUGCUGGUUCCUGUCCUUGAAGGCCCGUUUGCGCUGCCCAGUUACUUGUACGGAGACCCCCUUCGAGCCCAGCUCUUUAUCCCUCUCAACAUUAGCUGCCUGGUGAAGGAGGGCACCGAGCACCUCUUUGAUGGUAAGGAAGAGAGGGAGGCAGUGGCAACUUGGUGACUCAAGUGAGAGUGGAAGGUCUGCCCUGCCCCCCCCCCCCGGCAUAAAGCCCAGCAGUGUUGCUCUGGGCUCUGGUUGGGUCCUGUGGAAUCUGAAGUUGGAUGCAUGGGAAAUUUCAGUCUUGUGGAACACUCUGCCAAUAAAGAUUCAGCGGGUGCCUUUUUCCCCAGCUUUGAAAUGCCUGCUGAAAACUCUUCUAUUCUGCCAGGCCAAUGCUGACAAUUAAGUGCACACUUCUGCAAUGGUUUUAACUUUUUCGUGUCUGGUUUUAUGCCUCUAUUGCUGUAAACUGCUUUGAUUUAAUUUUUUGACCCAGCAGUAUACAUUUCCCCCCCAAAUAAAUCAUAAUAAUUAAAUUUGGAAAGGUGUUGUUUGCACCUCCUGGUGACAGGAGAAGAUUCCCUUUGCUCAGUUUCAAAACUCUGCUCACUGUGGAGCUUGGAGUUGGGCAAGGAGGUAGUCAGUGCUCAUGCAGUCCUCAUUUUCAGUCUCUCCCUCCUUCCUGCCCUGUCUCAGAUUGGCAUGGGAGACACUCACUUAAAUUAUUGUGUGUGUGUCCUAAUUUCCCUGAUAAGUUACCCAUAGAUUUGUUUAGGCUUCUCCUUCUGGAUCCUCCUCCAGUUUUAGUUCCUGCCUUCAUCAAAAGCUAAUGGGUUUCCUCCUCCUCCUCCUCCUCCUCCUCCUCCUCCUCCUCCUCUUCCUCUUCCUCCUCCUCCUCCUCCUGUCAUCUGGUGUAUGCGGGGUGUUUUUUCUGAGGUGCUGUAUUUUCCCCCUCCUGGUUUAAAAAUCUGAGCCCCUGUCCCUCUUGCACCGAGACUCCAGACACAGCUGUCUGGCAUGUAGGAUCUGAGAGGAUGAUCUGCCUCCAGAUCUGCCUCCUGCUCACCUGACUAGAAGGAAGCCUAGGGCAGCAACUCAUACAGAGGUGCAGCAGGUGCACUCCUCUGAGGGCAGAUCAUUCUACUGCAACUGGUGUGACUGAUGCCAUUUAAGUAGAGACAGAAUCUCAUUUUGGACUACACCUCCCAUCAAUCCCCAGCAUCAUAAUGCUAGCUGGGGGUGAUGGCAGUAGUCCAAAACUUCUAGAGAACAGGAGGUUGGUGAAGACUGGAAUUUGGCAGCUUCCAACACUCUAAGGGGAGUGGGGCGCUGUAGUCUCCCAAGAACCACAAAUGGAUUUCUUGUUCUAGCAAUGACUGCCUUAAAGCAGUGUCCACCUCGCCAUUUGAGACUUCAUGAUGAAUGUCCUGCCAGGUGGUCACAUCCCUCAUUCCACCACCCCCGCCUGCCUCCCCCUCCCCACACCCAAUAUGGAAUGAUCCAGACUUCUGCUGUGCAAUUGCUUCCACUGUUACCAUAGUUACCUCCCUCCCACCCCAAAAUAUUUCAGACUUAAGGUGCUUUCUGGGAACAUGAAAGGAAGGGAACAGCCGGUGGCUUUUCCCUGUCCGGUGAUGAGCCAAAAGGCAGGAGGGGCUUCCUCGUUGCAAACAAGUGGCAAAGAUCCCCAAAAAGGGGAAUGCCCAGUUAUGAAAGCUAAUCUGCUUCAUUUGUCUGUCUCCAACCUGAGUCUUGCCAGCUCUUGGAACUAGAACCUCUAAAUAUGGCAUCAUCAUCAUCAUCAUCAUCAUCAUUUUUUAUUUAUACCCCGCCCUUCCCAGCCAAGGCGCUAACAAGCAAUAAUAAAAACAAGUUGAAUGAAUACAACUUAAAAGCAAGAUUAAAAUACUGAAACAUUAAAAUAUUAAAAUGCAGCCUCAUCACAGGAGGAGAAAGGAAAAAGAAAGAGGGGGAGGGAAUCAAAUUGGCUCCAAGCCAAAGGCCAGGCGGAAAAACUCUGUCUUACAGGCCCUGCGGAAAGAUGUCAGAUCCUGCAGAGCCCUGGUCUCAAGAGACAGAGCGUUCCACCAGGCCGGAGCCAGUGUUGAAAAGGGCCUGGCUCUGGUUAAAGCCAAUCUAACUUCCUUAGGGCCUGGGACCACUAGGGUGUUGCUAUUUAUGGACCCUUUUCCUCCCUCCACCCAGUAUUAAUACUGUCUCCCCUGAGACCAGCAGCAUCUCUGGAAGAGAAGGAGAUGGGUCUUUCCUAUCCGCCCCUGCUGCUUUCUGACAUGAGUUCCAGCACUAAGCUAUGGCCCUCCCACAUGCAUGUGUUUUAAGGAAGGAGGGCUGGUGCAACAACCGGGCCCUCCUCCCUACACAUGCAGACGUCUUUAGGUGCAAUCUGAUCCUAUCCUGCUAGCAGGGUUGGAAAGUCACCCAAUUGUUCUCUUCCAGGCUUUGAGCCAGAGACCUACUGGGACCGCAUGCAUCUCCUUCAGGAGGUGAUUGCACACAGGUAAGCCUAGAAGAGGGCAGGCUGAGGAGCGUCUGUUUAACCCUUGAGCCACAAGGACAAUCAUUUGUUGGGGGGCGGGGGAGAGUGAUCAGGCAUGGGGAAUGAGAUCAAUAAGGUUUUCUGCAGGAGUCUUCGCUUUUAUACAACCUUCUGCAAACAAGCUGCCAGGUUCCUGCUCAUGUGCAGAAUGCAGUCAUUCCUCUUGUCACUUAGGAACAUAGGAAGAACCUGCCUUACUCUUUGUCAGAGCACUGUGUCUACCUAAUUCAGUACACCGACUGUCAGGAAUUCUCUAGGGUUUCAGGCAAGGGGGUCUCACCUGGGGAUGCCAAGGGAAAAACCCAGGACCUUCUGCAGACGAAGCAGAUUAUCUCUACCCCUGACCUACUGCCCUUGCCCUAUCCUAGGAGGCUGCCUUGUCCUCCAUUGGCCCAUCUAGCUAAGCAGUGCUCCCACUGAGUGGCAAGACUGGCUCUCCAGGGUUUUAGGCAAGGAGUCAUUCCCCAGCCCUACCUGAAGAUGCUGCUGGGGACUGAGUUUGGGACCCUUCUGCAGGAAAAGGUACAGCCCUUCCGCGAUUCCUUGCUAAUUUCCUUCUGCAACGUUUUCUUCUCUCUAGGUUUGGGUUUGUGCAAGAUAAAUAUUCUGCCUCUGCAUUCAACUUCCCUUCAGAGAACAAACCCCAGUACAUUCAUGUCACAGGUGAAUACUCUUUUUUUCCCUCCUUCUGGGCUUGUGACCCUCAAGACACAAAGCAUCCUGUGAGCAGCUGGCCUUGUAUAAAACCACCAGAACAUCCAGCAGAGAAAUAUGCUGAAUGAGGAGAUGAGUCAGCAAAAGGCCCCUAGCAAACAAUACAGUGGUGCCUCGCAAGACGAAAUUAAUUCGUUCCGCAAGUUUUUUCUUCUUGCGAGUUUUUCGUCUUGCGAUGCACGGUUUCCCAUAGGAAUGCAUUGAAAAUCACUUAAUGCGUUCCUAGGGAAACCGACUUCAGACCAGGUCCGGGGACAGUCUGUCCCCCGACCUCUUCUGAAGGCUGGGGGACAAGGGCUUUUCUUCCCACCCACCCCAGCAUUUUAAAACCCCGGGACAGCGGAGGGCUUCUCCGCUGUCCGGGGCGAUCUUAAAAUGCUGGCGGGCGGCAUUUUAAAAUUGCUCCGGGACAGCGGAGGACUUCUCCGCUGUCCGGGGCAAUUUAAAGCUCCUGGGAAGGCAGGCAGGGGGACAAAGACUUUGCCCCCGCCAGCCUUCAGAAGAGGUCCUGGACCUCUUCUGAAGGCUGGCGGGGGCGAAAGUCUUUGUCCCCCCCACCUGCCUUCAAAAGCUGUCCAGCCAAGGCUUCGCGGACCUCUCCGCAAGCAGCGGCAGCGCUGCCGCUGCUUGCGGAGAGUUGCCGGCAUGCCGAGGCCUGCGCGCGCUGAGAUCAGCGCGCCCAGGCUUCGCGGACCUCUCCGCGAGCAGCGGCAGCGCUGCCGCUGCUUGCGGAGAGCUGCCGGCAUGCCGGAGCCUGCGCGCGCUGAGAUCAGCGCGCCCAGGCUUCGCGGACCUCUCCGCGAGCAGCGGCAGCGCUGCCGCUGCUUGCGGAGAGUUGCCGGCAUGCCGAGCCUGCGCGCGCUGAGAUCAGCGCGCCCAGGCUUCGCGGACCUCUCCGCGAGCAGCGGCAGCGCUGCCGCUGCUUGCGGAGAGCUGCCGGCAUGCCGAGCCUGCGCGCGCUGAGAUCAGCGCGCCCAGGCUCGCGGACCUCUCCGCGAGCAGCGGCAGCGCUGCCGCUGCUUGCGGAGAGCUGCCGGCAUGCCGGCCUGCGCGCGCUGAGAUCAGCGCGCCCAGGCUCGCGCGGACCUCUCCGCGAGCAGCGGCAGCGCUGCCGCUGCUUGCGGAGAGUUGCCGGCAUGCCGGGCCUGCGCGCGCUGAGAUCAGCGCGCCCAGGCUUCGCGGACCUCUCCGCGAGCAGCGGCAGCGCUGCCGCUGCUUGCGGAGAGUUGCCGGCAUGCCGGGCCUGCGCGCGCUGAGAUCAGCGCGCCCAGGCUUCGCGGACCUCUCCUGCCUUCAAAGCCGUCCGGGAUAGCGGGAAGCGCUUCCUGCUAUCCCGGACUGCUUUUAAAAUGCUGGCGGUGGGGAGCAAGCCUUCGGCCCCGCCAGCCUUCCUGGACCUCUUCUGAAGGCCGGAGGGGGGAAGGCUUUGCUCCCCACCGCUAGCAUUUAAAAGAGGUCCUCGGAGAUUUCCUAUGGGCUUUCGUCUUGCGAAGCAAGCCCAUAGGGAAAUUCGUUUUGCGAAGCGCCUCCAAAACGGAAAACCCUUUCGUCUAGCGGGUUUUCCGUCUUGCGAGGCGUUCGUCUUGCGGGGCACCACUGUAACUGCUUUAUCAUUGAAGGCAAAGCUUUGCAGCAGAGUAGUGGGCUAGGUCAGGGGUGGGCACAGUGCUUUUUUAAAAAGGAGGCACUCAAGGGUACGCAGUACCCCCCCUUUUUUUGUUAAAAAGUGUGAUACUUACAGUAACAACUUCAUGGUGAGUACCGGCACCUAUUUUUCUAGGAAAAAAGCACUUGGAGGGCAGAAAGGAGACUGGCCAAGGGGAGGGGGUGCCAAUCUGAUUUGCAAGAGACUAGCAAGGGGUGCAGUUUCUCAUACCAAGACUAGGCUUCUGAAAUAAAGAAUGCUUCAAAGUAGCCAGGAUUGGACUUCUGACAUCAAUUCAAUCCUGGUUCUGAAAACCACUUCCAAGGCUCAGAAUGUGCUCAGAGGUACCCUUUUCUUCCAUUCUAACUGUGUCUUUUGCUCUUGGCUCCAAUUGGUCAGGGACUGGUUGGUAAGUGUGCUGUAGAGGAAUCCCAUAACACCCAAGUGCCUCGGCCAAUUGAGUCCCCUACAGCCCGCCCACCAACCGGUCACCAAAGAGAGAAAAUGAGUAAGUUGCUAGAGAGGACCCUGGAAGGCAGCUGGUAGGGGCUCUGUCCUUCUCCAGAGGAGAGUGAGCUUAGGGCGAGGUUUGCCUUGCCCUGGGGGCCCCACCCACCGGCUUUCCUUCGUCCAAUGGCACAAGCUCUUUCUCAAAGUUCUGGCAACAGGCUUGUGUUGCUGCAUCUGAUUUGCUCCUCGGCUGGAAGGGCCUAUAGCAGUGGGGAAGGGAAAAGCAGCCUCGGCCAUGUAUACCUGAAGGAGUGUCUCUACCACCGUCAUUCAGCCUAGACAGAAUUCCAGCACCGUGGGCCUUCUUGCAGUUACCUCACUGCAAGAAGUGAAGUUGCAGGGAACCAGGCAGAGGGCCUUAUUAGUGGUGGCACCCACCCUGUGGAACGCCCUCCCAUCAGAUGUCAAGGAAAUAAGUAACUAUAUAACCUUUAGAAGACAGCCCUAUAUAGGGUAGGCAACCCAGUAUAGGGAAGUUGUUUAACCUUUAAUGUUUUAUUAUGCUUUUAUAUGUCUUGGAAGCCACGCAGAGUGGCUGGGGCUACCCACUCAGGUGGGUGGGGUACUACUACUAAUAAUAAUAAUCAACGCAAGAAAUAUUAUUAGAGUUCAAGGGUAGCCCGGUGAGGGGUGUGGCUCGGGGGGAGUUCAGAGUGCCUGAUAGUGAGGCCUAAAGUUUUUGACUAGCCUUUCUGGUUUAAGUAAUAAAAUAAUAAAAUGCGAUCACCAACCCUCCCUCUUUGAGCAAGCUUGUGGCAAUAAGGUUGACUGAGAAGAGAUGUUUUGCAAAAGCUGUACUGCUAGCUCAUGCUGGAGUUGGUUGCAAAAACCUCAGCAAAGCAGGUUUUACAAAGGAGGCAAGCUCAUUUUAAGAACAGAACUAGCAGGCUUGCUAAUUCUGCUGUAAGUUGACCAGGGUCGCAGUAUGCAUCAUACACUGACAUGUAUCCAUCACUAACCUAACUGCAAUAUGAGAUUGUUGCUGCUUUUUUAAAAAACGGGCUCCUCUCGAUUCAGGGACGGUGUUUCUUCAGCUGCCGUACUCCAAACGGAAGUUCUCUGGGCAGCAGCGACGGCGGCGCAACUCCACCAGCUCCACCAACCAGAAUGUCUUCUGCGAGGAGCGCAUCGGCUAUAACUGGGCCUACAACACCAUGCUGACCAAAACGUGGCGGUCCAGCGCCACAGGGGAUGAGAAGUUUGCUGACCGGCUACUGAAGGACUUCACUGACUUCUGCUGGAACAAGGACAACCGGCUGGUCUCCUUCUGGACAGGCUGUCUGGAAAAGAUGCACGCCAGUGCCCCUUGA